AUGGAAGUGCUAUUGCAAGGUGACCAGCAGCUGCGGUAUCAUCCACAGCCCGCUAUAUAAACGCUAGUUAUGGUUCAUAAUGUGCUGAAACCCUCCCAUAUGUUGUUACUACUCCUGCUGCUUUUAGAACUCUUUGACAUACACACACACACACACACACACACACACACACACACACACACACACACACACACACACACACACACACACACACACACACACACACACACACACCACACACACACACACACACACACACACACACACACAUACACACACACACUCACACACACACACAUACACACACACACACACACACAUACACACACACACUCACACACACACACACAUACACACACACACACACACACACACACACACACACACACACACACACACACACACACACACACACACACACACACACACACACACACACACACAGAGAGAGUUUAAGAAUCCCUAUGAAUAAUAACAAAACAAACAGGCAACUGUCAGACGUUAAAUCCUUUACUCUGCCAGACGUUAAAUCCUUUACUCUGCCAGACGUUAAAUCUUUUACUCUGUCAGACGUUAAAUAUUUUACCCUGUCAGACGUUAAAUCCUUUACUCUGUCAGACGUUAAAUCCUUUACCCUGUCAGACGUUAAAUCCUUUACCCUGUCAGACGUUAAAUCCUUUACUCUGUCAGACGUUAAAUCCUUUACCGUCAGACGUUAAAUCCUUUACUCUGCCAGACGUUAAAUCCUUUACCCUGUCAGACGUUAAAUCCUUUACUCUGCCAGACGUUAAAUAUUUUACUCUGUCAGACGUUAAAUCCAGACGAGUGUCUAAGUGUUUCAUGAUGUUCUGCAGUCUGAACAUCUUUGAUGAUACCGUUGAUGGGUUUUAUUACUCCACCCAACACAAACACAUAUAUUCCCAAGGGGAUGUAUCCAAACAAAGAGCGAGGUGUAACCUCUACACAAUACACAGGACGAGACCCGUAAACAACAAGAGCACAAUACACGGUACUCAGGAGACCAACAGACAUGGGACAAUAAUGGACAAGGACAAUGGGGAACAGAGGGCACAUAUAUACACAUACUACUCAGGGGGAAUGGGAACCAGGUGUGGUAAUGAGACAGUCCGGGGUUGGUGGUAAUGAACCAGAUCAGUGACGCCUAGAAUGCCGGUGACGUAUACCUCCGGAGCUGGUGAACGGAAUGAGCCCCCCCCCCCAAGUGUCCAGGAUGUCCAACACAGAAACCAAGCACCCCUCCCAGUCGAUGAGGUACUGGAGAUGCCCCGCCCGAUGCCCCGAAUCCAGGACUUCACGGACCGAGUACGCCGGACCGGGGUGUCACUGGGUCCAACCUCAGCGAGGGGACCAGGCACCACUGGCCUGAGGAGAGACACAUGAAAAGUGAAAAGCCGGGUUAAUGCGUUCAACAGCAGGGAGUUGCAAAUGGUACGUUAUCUCAUUAACCCUCCUCAGGACUUUAAAUGGCCCCACAAACCGCGGGCUCAGCUUCUGGCAGGGCAAGCGUAGGGAAAGGUUCCGGGUGGAGAACCAGACCCGGUCGCCUGGAGAGAAAACAGGUGCCUCACUGCGGUGACCGUUGGACUGUUCCUUGUGCCGAUGCACGGCCCGCUGGAGAAGAGUGUGCGCAGCGUUCCAGAUCUCCUCAGCGCGCCAAAACCACUCAUCCAUCGCAGUUGCCUCGGUCUGGCUCGGAUGCCAAGGUGCCAGGGCCGGCUGAUACCCCAACACGCACUGGAAAGGAGUGAGGUUUGUGGAGGAGUGGCGGAGGGAAUUCUGUGUGUACUCAGCCCAAGGUAGAAAAUCCACCCACUCCCCCGGCCGGCCCUGACAGUAACACCUCAGGAUCCUGCCCACUUCCUGAUUGACCCUCUCCACCUGCCCAUUAGCUUGAGGAUGGUACCCAAAGGUGAGAAUGACCGUGACCCCCAGGCGUUCCAUGAAUGCUUUCCAUAUGCGUGAGGUGAACUGAGGACCAUGGUCUGACACAAUGUCCUCCGGGAUCCCGUAGUGCUGGAAGACGUGAUUAAAAAGAGCCUCCAUGGUUUGACGGGAGCCCAGGCAGAGGAAGGAGGCGACAAGCUUUGGAAAACCGGUCCACAACGACGAGAACGGUGGUGUUCCCCUGGGAGGGGGGAAGGUCAGUGACAUAGUCCACUGAGAGGUGAGACCAGGGUAGUUGUGGAACCGGCAGGGGAAGGAGCUUUCCAUAAGGGAGGUGUCUGGGUGUCUUAGACUGGGCACAGAUGGAGCAGGAAGACACGUAAACCCGGACGUCCCUAGCCAAGGUGGGCCACCAGUACUUCUCAGUCAGGCAGGCGAUGCUACGGCCUAUCCCAGGAUGAUGGGGAUCUCCUCUUCCUGCCUCUCCUCUGCCUGGGUUGGAGCAGGGGAAUUCCCUGGCUUGACAUCUCCUUGCCUAUUAGUGGAUAGAGGGCAGGUCGGGGAGAAAUUACCUAUUUCUCCACCAUAGGAGCAGAGGCCCAGAUUCCUCCUUCUCCUACGCUCUGCCUCCGGCAAACGUGCAGAGCCCACCUCCAACGGCUCUUGCCACGAAGCAGGUGUAGCCACGGGCUUCGGAUUCCGCGCAGGUCUUCGUCGGGACCACAGGAGGUUGUCCAACCGGAUCGCCAUGCUGAUAAGCUGGUUAGCCUGUCAUCACGGCAGGCUAACUCCAUCUGUACCUCAUCCUGCAGUCCGCUGCGGAACAAGGUGACCAGAGCCGACUCAUUCCAUCCGGUGGAGGCCGCGAUGGUUCGGAACUCCAGGGCGAACUCCGAGGCGGUCCUAAAUCCCUGGCCUAGUCGGAGUAGACGCUCACCCCCCUCUUGGCUCUCAACAGGAUGAUCAAACACCGAGCGGAAGAGGAGGGUGAAGCGCUCGUAGGAAUCAACCUCGGGUCCGCUCAUUUCCCAAACCGCGGCACCCCAGUCCAGGGCCCGUCUGGUCAGUGCCGAGAUGACUGUGGCAACCUUGUCUCUCACGGAGAUAUCCUCGGCAUAGUGAGCGAGGUACAGGUCGCAUUGCAGAAGGAAUCCCUUGCAUCUCGCUGGCGCGCCGUCAAAGCGCUCCAGGAAGGACAGGGGUAUUCCAAGGACAAUUGGUAACAGAGGACACAUAUAUACACAAACUAAUCAGGGGGAAUGUGAACCAGGUCUGCGUAAUGAGACAAGACUGUCCCGGGUUGUUGGUAAUGAACCAGAUCAGUGACGCCUAGAAGGCCGGUGACGUAGACCUCCGGAGCUGGUGAACGGAAUGAGCAGCAGUACCGGGGGGAUCCGUGACAGCUUGUAUUUCAACAAGACUCUGAUUUAAUGGUCUCCUCGAAUCUAAGCCGGAAAAUACGUCAGAAGUGCAAACGUCAGAGACGCAUUUUGCAAAUUUACAAUUAAAUUUAUUGAAUUGUCAAGGCAUUGUUUUUUAUUUACAUUCAGGCUUAUCGCGCAGUCGGAGCUGACAACUUCACAAAUCUAGUCUUGGUGAUGUGAGGUCAUUUGACAGUUGAUUUGUCAAAUGGCAAUAUAUUCCCCCAUUCAGAGAGAAAUGUAGAAGCUGUGCCUCCAUGAUUAAAAGCAGAACCAGACGGGGCAGCAGCAUAGUCACUCUUAUGCCAUACUUUGGAAUGAUUAUUUUCUUUCAGUGCUUUUAUUUCAGUUUAAUUUGAAUUCCGUUCCAAUGAUAUAUAUGCAUGAUGUAUUUUGCUAAUGCACAACACGCCCAUGAAAAGUGCCUGUCGGGUUAAUUGUAGCAGAUUACUGAGAUGCAUGCUGAGAUUUCUGUCUGUUUUCAUAGAAAGAGAGCAAAUCCUGGAGGAGAGGUCCCUUGCUGUUAUAUCCCAUGGCAACAUGGUAGUUCAUGUUACACAUAUAGUUCACCUAUAGGGUCCAUAGGGGCUCUGGUCAAAAGUGGUGCACUUUGUUGGGAAUAGGGUGCCAUUUGGGACACAGCCAUUGGGUAUUUACAGAGGAGCAGUUUGUCAUUCAAUAUUUAUGAACAUAUGAACUACAUCUAUUAAUAGAAUAAUGUAUUAAAGUAAAGCAGAUUAUGAGGAGUUUGGUUUAUGUUUCUAAAGCCCAAACCAAUCUCUCCUGGUUGGUGGCACAGUUCAGUUCUGACGGAGUCUGUGUCCCAAAUGGCACCCUAUGCUCUGUAUAGUGCAGUUCUUUUAACCGGAGCUCAUAGGGCGCUGGUCAGAAGUAGCACACUGCAUAGGGACGAGCGUGCUAUUUGGGGUGCAGUCUGAUUAUACAACAAGCCGACCAACAACACACUGUUCAUCAGAUAGAGUGUGACUGGUGUACUAAAGACCUGGCUGUUCACAGCAGGGUGUGGGUUCUCUCCUCUAUGAGGCUGCCUGGCUGUUCCCAGCAGGGUGUGGGUUCUCUCCUCUAUGAGGCUGUCUGGCUGUUCCCAGCAGGGUGUGGGUUCUCUGCUCUAUGAGGCUGUCUGGCUGUUCCCAGCAGGGUGUGGGUUCUCUCCUCUAUGAGGCUGUGUGGCUGUUCCCAGCAGGGUGUGGGUUCUCUCCUCUAUGAGGCUGUCUGGCUGUUCCCAGCAGGGUGUGGGUUCUCUCCUCUAUGAGGCUGUCUGGCUGUUCCCAGCAGGGUGUGGGUUCUCUCCUCUAUGAGGCUGUCUGGCUGUUCCCAGCAGGGUGUGGGUUCUCUGCUCUAUGAGGCUGUCUGGCUGUUCCCAGCAGGGUGUGGGUUCUCUCCUCUAUGAGGCUGUCUGGCUGUUCCCAGCAGGGUGUGGGUUCUCUCCUCUAUGAGGCUGUCUGGCUGUUCAAAGCAGGGUGUGGGUUCUCUCCUCUAUGAGGCUGUCUGGCUGUUCCCAGCAGGGUGUGGGUUCUCUCCUCUAUGAGGCUGUCUGGCUGUUCCCAGCAGGGUGUGGGUUCUCUCCUCUAUGAGGCUGUCUGGCUGUUCCAAGCAGGGUGUGGGUUCUCUCCUCUAUGAGGCUGUCUGGCUGUUCCAAGCAGGGUGUGGGUUCUCUCCUCUAUGAGGCUGUCUGGCUGUUCCCAGCAGGGUGUGGGUUCUCUCCUCCAUGAGGCUGUCUGGCUGUUACCAGCAGGGUGUGGGUUCUCUCCUCUAUGAGGCUGCCUGGCUGUUCCCAGCAGGGUGUGGGUUCUCUCCUCUAUGAGGCUGUCUGGCUGUUCCCAGCAGGGUGUGGGUUCUCUCCUCUAUGAGGCUGUCUGGCUGUUCCAGCAGGUGGGUUCUCUCCUCUAUGAGGCUGUCUGGCUGUUCCCAGCAGGGUGUGGGUUCUCUCCUCUAUGAGGCUGUCUGGCUGUUCCCAGCAGGGUGUGGGGUUCUCUCCUCUAUGAGGCUGUCUGGCUGUUCCCAGCAGGGUGUGGGUUCUCUCCUCUAUGAGGCCUGUCUGGCUGUUCCCAGCAGGGUGUGGGUUCUCUCCUCUAUGAGGCUGCUGGCUGUUCCCAAGCAGGGUGUGGGUUCUCUCCUCUAUGAGGCUGCCUGGCUGUUCCCAGCAGGGUGUGGGUUCUCUCCUCUAUGAGGCUGUCUGGCUGUUCCCAGCAGGGUGUGGGUUCUCUCCUCUAUGAGGCUGUCUGGCUGUUCCCAGCAGGGUGUGGGUUCUCUCCUCUAUGAGGCUGUCUGGCUGUUCACAGCAGGGUGUGGGUUCUCUCCUCUAUGAGGCUGCCUGGCUGUUCCCAGCAGGGUGUGGGUUCUCUCCUCUAUGAGGCUGUCUGGCUGUUCCCAGCAGGGUGUGGGUUCUCUCCUCUAUGAGGCUGUCUGGCUGUUCCCAGCAGGGUGUGGGUUCUCUCCUCUAUGAGGCUGCCUGGCUGUUCCCAGCAGGGUGUGGGUUCUCUCCUCUACUCUCAUCUCUCCUCUCUCUGUCAGUCCAUUUGUGACAAGCUGAUUUUCAUGCGCUAUGAGGUGGUCCUGUAUGGAUCAGUUGGUAGAACAUGGCAUGAUUGUGUGUUCGAUUCCCGGGGCAACCAAUACAAAAAAUGUAUGCACACAUCUCUGUAAGUCCCUUUGGAUGAACUCGUCUGCUAAAUUCCAAAUAUGAUGCCCUGAAUGCAGCCAGAGACAGCCAUCAUGGUGCUCUAUGAUGAUAUAAGUCACUCCUCUGGUCUAUCUGAGCGUGAAGAUUACUUUAUGAUGACGUGGUCCGUAGAAUCAGAAUAGGAAAUAGAUGUUAUUGAUCUAUGAUGGGGUCUUCUCUCAUCUCAAGGCCUCCUCUCAUCUCAGACUUUCAUCAAUAGCUGCUGCUAUGUCCUCAGAAGAAUGAUCUUUCGGAUCAAGGAGUUACUCGACUACUUUCAUAGCGUGUCCCAAAUUGCACCCUAUUCCCCAUAUAGAGCCCUAUGGGCCGUGGUCAAAAGUAGUGCACUAUAAAGGGAAUAGGGUGCCAUCUGGAACACUCCCGUCACUGUGACAGUCAGUCUUUCAUAUAUAGUCCUAUUAGCCUGAUGUGGGAGUUCUGUUAAAUUGGGUCAAUCAGAUCACACUCAGUACACACGGCGGUGCAUUCAUGAUCCUCGAAUAAACCUCCUUCAGAGCGCAGAGUAGUCUCAGUGGAGUAAAAUGAGAUUAAGAAUGAAUCCCAAAUGGCACCCUAUUCCCUAUAUAGGGUCCUAUGUGGCCCUGAUCAAACGCAGUGCACUAUAAAGGGAAAAGAGUGCCAUUUGGGAUGCACCCUAAGCCGGUUCAUGGCUCUCUAUGGUGUAGUCGCCAGGCUGCUUUCAAAACCAAGCCCUAAACGGUGGACUGAAGCUUCUUCUGAAUGAGAAUAAUAAACGUGUCCUGGCUAUAAUCUGUCAUUACUAAUAUCCACUGUGGAGUGUUUUUAUACUUCUCAUUGCUUUAGCCGUCUGUGAAUAGUGUGAAAUGAAGGGAUGGCUGACUGGGUGUCAUGAUGUAUUGUUAUACAUUAAAACAUAUUACAGUUUACUACAUACUAUAGACUUCUGUAGUAAACUGUAAUAUACUGUAGAAUUACUAUACAACUGUGAUGAGGUGGUGUUGAAGGAGUCAGGCGCAGGAGGGUAAAUCACAGAAUAACAGUCUUUAAUCCGCAAAAAUCCAGGUUUACGCAGAAAUGCAUCAAACACACUCCAGGGCACAAAACAGGCGCACUGGAAAAUACAAGGCACAUGGGAAAAUACUCCCGUCGAUACAAAAUACACGAGCUCCACCGAGCUUCACUAACCUCCACAAUAAACAAUCACCCACACAGACAAGGAAGCAGAGGGACAAUGACUAAUGAGGGAAUAAGGACCAGGUGUGUGUGAUUGAAGACAAGACAAAUGGAGUGAUGAUAAAUGGAUCGACAGUAGCUAGUAAGCCGGUGACGCCGAAUGCCGAAACCUGCCCGAACAAGGAGGGAAGGCAGCCUCGGCGGAAGUCGUGACAACAACACACUGUAGUAUCCCUCGAUCAUAUGUAGUACUUAGUAUAAAAUGUUGUAGUACACUGUAGAAUACUAUAGUAAAUACUACAGUAUUUUCCAGAAGAAGAAAAACACUGUAGAAAAUACUACAGUAAUGUUCUCAAAAAGACUACAGUCCUCAAAAACAUUACACUUUUUCUUAACUAUAGUAAAUACUACAGUUUUUCAUUUACAUUCCCCUCCCCCAUAUCACAAUUUGUGCCACCCAUAAGUGAGAAACCUACAUGCCAAGUACAGACCAUAUAUCGUGUACCUCUUGAUUCAGACCCCAGUCCUACCUACAGGUUAUAGAAAAGAGCAGAGUCCGUUCAGACCCCAGUCCUACCUACAGGUUAUAGAAAAGAGCAGAGUCCGUUCAGACCCCAGUCGUGCCUGUAAGUUAUGGAAAAUGUGCUCUUUUAGUAUUUCUCCAGUAGGUUUCCUGAAGGAGAAGCCUCCACUUCUAUGUCAAAGAUAAUAAAACAAAACACUAUAGUAAAUACUACAGUAAUAUCUGCAAAAACACUACAGUAAAUAUUACAGUAUUGUACAGUCCACAGAAACACUACAGUAAAUAUUACAGUAUUGUACAGUCCACAGAAACACUGCAGUAAAUACUACAGUAUUGUACAGUCCACAGAAACACUACAGUAAAUAUUACAGUAUUGUACAGUCCACAGAAACACUGCAGUAAAUACUACAGUAUUGUACAGUCCACAGAAACACUGCAGUAAAUACUACAGUAUUGUACAGUCCACAGAAACACUGCAGUAAAUACUACAGUAUUGUACAGUCCACAGAAACACUACAGUAAAUACUACUGGGGGGAGGUCAACAAAAUAUUAGGAAGGUGUUCUUAAUGUUUUGUCCAUUCAGUGUAUAGGACACUAUAUAUGGAAUGGGGUGCCAUUUGACAGCCAACCAUUCCAUUGAACAUACUGUAACCCAGGCCUCCAACGCAUGGUUGCUGUAUUCCUAUUGUGGGUUGAUUGCUUACCAGUCCACACACCAGCUUUAACAAUUAUUCAACAUUGGCAAACUUUGUACAAUUAAUGUUUUGAUUGUCCCCAUGAAGUUGAAUCAUGUUGACGGUUGUGGAAACAUUUAUUAUCUCCACAUUGCAGCGUGUUGUUUUUUUGUUUUUGUUGCUGUUGGGGUUAUGUAGCAAUUGUUAAAAAAAAAUAUAUCCUGAUUGGCAUUAUGCAUGUACUGUAUGUUCCAGCCUUUUGACAACAGACAAAAAUAAAGAAAAUACAUAUUCAUAAAGAUAAGCAGCUGGAUUGACUGAGCUCGGGUAGUUUUCAGCAACCCUCGGCUAAUUCCGAACACAAUUAACCUUUCCAAACAAACUGCACUUAUCAGGGAGAAUUCAGCAGGCAGGAUGGAAAAUAAAAGAGGUGACAUGUUGCGUUAUGCUAAAUGAGCCUCAAGCCGUGUUGACAUUUUUAAGAUAUAUAUUAUUAUUUUUUUAUCUGCUUGAAAGAAACUCUGCAAUCAAUAUGUUGUCGUUAUUGUGAAAGAUAAUGUGUUCUCAAUUACUUGCCUGGUUAAAUAAAGGCAAAAUAAAAAUCUGCUGUAGAUAAUGGAGUUGAUGUGAGGCAGUAUCUUUAGUUAUAAUUUAGUUAUAAAGGUGAUUGAACUAAACAUAACAUGAGUGAGUUGUCUCAACUUGACAUACUGAUGGAUUGCUACCAUGCUGUUUCUGAUGCAGUUUUGAAUAUGUUUUAUUUUAUUUCAUUUUUUAGGAUCCCCAUUAUCUGACGCCAAUGGCGACAGCUAGUCUUACCGGGGUCCGACACAUAACCAAAAAUACAUUUCAGACAAAAUACUUUGGAAUUGACAUACAUUUAAAAUAUUAACAUGUACUAUCUUUGUGUGUGUGUGUGCAUCUAUCAAUGUGUUGUUAUAAAACACACUGGCAAAAUGUCCGUCUGAAGAGGAAGUCAACUCAUUGCUUUGCCUCAAACAUAAUGUCUGUUAUCAAGGCAAAUACCCUAUCCUACAUCAACCCAGCCUGAACCAGUAGAUCUGAGCCAGUAGAUCUGAACCAGUAGGUCUGAGCCAGUAGGUCUGAGCCAGUAGGUCUGAGACAGUAGGUCUGAGCCAGUAGGUCUGAACCAGUAGGUCUGAGCCAGUAGGUCUGAGACAGUAGGUCUGAGUCAGUAGGUCUGAGCCAGUAGGUCUGAACCAGUAGGUCUGAGCCAGUAGAUCUGAACCAGUAGGUCUGAGCCAGUAGGUCUGAGCCAGUAGGUCUGAGACAGUAGGUCUGAGCCAGUAGGUCUGAGCCAGUAGGUCUGAGUCAGUAGGUCUGAGCCAGUAGGUCUGAACCAGUAGGUCUGAGUCAGUAGGUCUGAGCCAGUAGGUCUGAGCCCGUAGGUCUGAGCAAGUAGGUCUGAGCCAGUAGGUGAAACACAGUGUGUACGUACCAAAUGGCACCAUAUUCCCUUUGUACCCUGGUCAAAAGUAGUGCACUAUAUAGGGACUAGGGUGCCAUUCGGGAUGCAUCCAGGGUGCUAGAGAGUUAACUGAUGUGGCCACUCUACCGGCUGUCCCAGGAGCGUCACACACAUUGCCGGCCGGCUGGGUUUGAUGUAGUGUGAAUGCCUUUACGCCGACACCCUGCCCAACCCCAUCCCUUGCCAGUAGCCUGGUCCCAGAUCUGUCUGUUUGUGUGUUUCUGUCUGGAUAACUCAUGCCAUGUCCAACCGAGGAUCCCGUGCCACCUGGUACCUAACCCUAUCCAUGUUGUUUGACCUGCAGGAUAUGUCUGGUACCUAACCCUAUCCCAGUUGUUUGACCUGCAGGAUAUGUCUGGUACCUAACCCUAUCCAUGUUGUUUGACCUGCAGGAUAUGUCUGGUACCUAACCCUAUCCCUGUUGUUUGACCUGCAGGAUAUGUCUGGUACCUAACCCUAUCCCUGUUGUUUGACCUGCAGGAUAUGUCUGGUACCUAACCCUAUCCCUGUUGUUUGACCUGCAGGAUCCAGUGCCACCUGGGAGGGCCUGAUGGGUCCCAUGCUGCCAGCCCAGUUUGCCCGGAUGACAUCACUGUCAGCGCCAGGUGUUGCUCUCAUGACUGGAGACUGGAGACCCCACUCAACAUCAGGUUAGGCCCUGUCAAUCAAUCAAUCAAUCAAUCAAUCAAUUCAUCAGGUUGGAUAUGUCAGUCAAUCAAUGAAUUCAUCUAUCAAUGAAUUCACCAUUUCACGUUUUUUUGACAUACUGUAUAUUCAUUUAUUUAUGAAAAUAUUGUACUGCAUAAUAUACUCGUAGAGGCUCAUUGUGGAUUCAUCAGACUGAAUAGUUGGUGCUUGAAAUGAGAUUAGUCCUACACUCUGUGAAGAACAUAUGUAAAACAUAAAAUAACCCUUGAACUUUUCAGAAUAUGUCAUCAUUGUAAGAAACAUACUCUUCUUACAGUAAGAGAACAGACCUAUUCUACCAUGUGCUUCACAUACCAAUCUUUGUUUCAAGGAGGUUCUCAUCUCAACAUCAAAUGCUUUUAUGUAUCUUACAUAAUUCCUCAUGUCUGGAUAAAGGCUCAACCAAUCUGUCCAUCAUUAAUUUAAAGUGUACCAUGUAAAGAGAUGCAACAUAUCCCUGUGAUCUGACAGACAGCACCUCCUUCAGUCCACUCUCAGUAUAAUAAACAUAUAUCUGUGAUCUGACAGACAGCACUUCCUUCAGUCCACUCUCAGUCAAAUAAACAUAUCUCUGUGAUCUGACAGACAGCACCUCCUUCAGUCCACUCUCAGUCAAAUAAACAUAUAUCUGUGAUCUGACAGACAGCACCUCCUUCAGUCCACUCUCAGUCAAAUAAACAUAUCUCCUGUCAUAUAUCUCCCAUGAGUACUGUAGAAACAGAUUGUGUUUCUGUGUGUGUGUGUGUGUGUGUGUGUGUGUGUGUGUGUGUGUGUGUGUGUGGCUCAGACUUAUCUAGUAAUGUAUCAGUUAAUCUAAGUAUACGUUAUCAUGGAUCUGUUUGUUAAUCAUCAUUACAGUCCUUGAGUGCAACAUUUUAAAAAUUUUGAGCAUGUGGAAAGUCCUAUAAAACACAUGCUACUUUUCCCUACACACACACACACACACACAUGCACACUCACACACACACACACACACACGCACACACAGACACACACACACACGCGCACACACACAAACACAUAUCAACUUUCAGUGCACGGAUGGAUGGAAGGACUCAUGGAAGCAUAUUCUGGUGCCAGUAUAGCUGACUGUUCCUCUUGUCACGUCUCUUCACCUUGACGUCAGCUUCACUUCACUGCCUUCUGAAAGCCACAGGAGACUUACCAGUCUAAGAUGGGAAUCUAGGGCUUUUGUUUCCAACCAAGCUGAGAUGUGGGAGCAUUUUGUAUUUUUGAAGAGAUCCUAACGUUAUACACUGAGCGUACAAAACAAUAGGAACACCUGGUCUUUCCAUGACAGACUGACCAGGUGGGUCUAAGGCCUUUCCAUGACAGACUGACCAGGUGGGUCUAAGGCCUUUCCAUGACAGACUGACCAGGUGGGUCUAAGGCCUUUCCAUGACAGACUGACCAGGUGGGUCUAAGGCCUUUCCAUGACAGACUGACCAGGUGAAUCCAAGUGGGUCUAAGGCCUUUCCAUGACAGACUGACCAGGUGGGUCUAAGGCCUUUCCAUGACAGACUGACCAGGUGGGUCUAAGGCCUUUCCAUGACAGACUGACCAGGUGAAUCCAGGUGGGUCUAAGGCCUUUCCAUGACAGACUGACCAGGUGAAUCCAGGUGGGUCUAAGGCCUUUCCAUGACAGACGGACCAGGUGAAUCCAGGUGGGUCUAAGGCCUUUCCAUGACAGACUGACCAGGUGAAUCCAGGUGGGUCUAAGGCCUUUCCAUGACAGACUGACCAGGUGAAUCCAGGUGGGUCUAAGGCCUUUCCAUGACAGACGGACCAGGUGAAUCCAGGUGGGUCUAAGGCCUUUCCAUGACAGACUGACCAGGUGAAUCCAGGUGGGUCUAAGGCCUUUCCAUGACAGACUGACCAGGUGAAUCCAGGUGGGUCUAAGGCCUUUCCAUGACAGACGGACCAGGUGAAUCCAGGUGGGUCUAAGGCCUUUCCAUGACAGACUGACCAGGUGAAUCCAGGUGGGUCUAAGGCCUUUCCAUGACAGACUGACCAGGUGAAUCCAGGUGAACGCUAUGAUCCCUUGUUGAUGUCACUUGUUAAAUCCACUUCAAGCGGUGUAGAUGAAGGGGAGGAGCUGGGUUAAAGGAUAAUUUUUAAGAGACAUGGAUCGUGUAUGUGUGCCAUUCAGAAGGUGAAUGGGCAAGAUAAAAUAUGUAAGUGCCUUUGAAUGGGGUAUGGUAGUAGGUGGCAGGCACACCGGUUUGAUUCACAGGAGGUUGGUGGCACCAACCUCUAUGGGAUCGGUGUCCCGUAUACGGGACGGUUGAGCUAACGUGCGCUAAUGUGAUUAGCAUGACUGUUGUAAGUAACAGCAAACUUUCCAGGACAUAGACAUGUCUUAUAUGGGCAGAAAGCUUAAAGUCUUGUUAAUCUAACUGCACUGUCCAAUUUACAGUAGCUAUUACAGUGAAAAAAUACCACGCUAUUGUUUGAGAAGAGUGCACAACAACAAAAAACUUUUCACGGCAACUGGUUUGAUACAUUCACCUCUGAAGGUAAAUAAUGUACUUACAUUCAGUAAUCUUGCUCUGAUUUGUCAUCCUAAGGGUCCCAGAGAUAAAAUGUAGCAUAGUUUUGUUUGAUAAAAUCAAUUUCUAUGUUCAAAUGUAGGAACUGGGUUCUACAGUUUGAACCCCUGCUGUCUCUGGCUCCACACCCACCCCGAUGUGUGAAAGUUAGUGUAUAAGCUCAUGAUCCAUCAUGUAUGACAUUCCUGGGAGUGUGUAAACUUACAUUUUGUAUUACCAUAUCAUUUUUGUAUGUUCUCUAUAGUUAUGUACUUGAAAAUGUAUCAGUUGACCAAUUCGGCACAUUUGGGCAGACUUUAUACAAAAUAGUCCAGUAUUGCAAUGCUUCACUGGAUCAAUCUGAAACUUUGCACACACACUGCUGCCAUCUAGUGUCCAAACUCUAAAUUGCGCCUAAACUGCAAUAUUAUAUUGUGGCCUUUCUCUUUCAUUUCAAAAAUGACGUAACAAAAAAAUUAUAGAAAACAUGUUUUUUUGUUUGUAUUAUCUUUUACCAGAUCUAAUGUGUUAUAUUCCCCUACAUUAAUUUCACAUUUCCACAAACUUCAAAGUGUUUCCUUUCAAAUUGUAUCAAGAAUGUGCAUAUCCUUGCUUCAGGUCCUGAGCUACAGGCAGUUAGAUUUGGGUGUGUCAUUUUAGGUGAAAAUGGGAAAAAAGGGUCCGAUCCUUAAGAGGUUAAUUGGGGCGUACGAGCUCGUGGUAAUGGCUGGAGCGGAAUUAGUGGAAUGGUAUCAAACAUAUGGUUUCUAUGUGUUUGAUGCCAUUCCAUUUGAUCCGUUCCAGCCAUUAUUCUGAGCCGUCCUCCCUUCAGCAGCCUCCACUGGUUAGAAGUGCAACACUGAUGGGUUUUUCGCACUCAACAGUUUCCCGUGUGUAUCAAGAAUGGUCCACCACCCAAAGGACAUCCAACUUGACACAACUGUGGGAAUGCUUUCGAGAGUCUUGUAGAGUCCAUGCCCCGACGAAUUGAAGCUGCUCUGAGGGCAAAAAGGGGGUGCAAGUCAAUAUUAGGAAGGUGUUCCUAAUGUUUUGUCCACUCAGUGUUUACCUCUAUGCUCUUACCAUAGACAUGCUUAUGUUGCAUAUCACCAUGCUCGUACUAUAGAUAACUCUAAGCUGCAUACCAACCUGUUAGUCUCAUUUCUUACUAUGUUUAGUGGUUAGCAAAUAUUGACACAACUGGAACAUGGGUAGCGGCAGAAUCCAAUUUUGCUCACCUUUUAGACUACCCAUUGUGGAUUUUCCAUCAUUAUAGCUCUCCUCUGUGUGUGCGUGUUUGUUGUGUGUGUGUGUGUGUGUGUGUGUGUGUGUGUGUGUGUGUGUGUGCGUGCGUGACUCCUAAUUAGAUUGCAGAGAAUUGGUAUUGAUUUUGUUAUUGUGCUCCAUCAAUAUUCACACCGCCAUCAGGCUGCAAUAAAUAUCCCUGAUUCGUUAUGUCCCAGCUGCAAUACAUUCAAUAACAUAUCUACUCACAUUACUGCUGUAUCCCUGAAAGGAAUGUGUUCAACAUUUGACUCUAUUGCAGUGGCAGAAUAGCUUUAGUUGGCAUUCAGAAGUUACGGCUCCAGUUAUUUCAGAGGCACUUCACUUGACAGUACAGUUUUCAUUCUUCUGCAGGUAUUUAAUAGGCAUGUACUCCUACAAUUGGUUAUAUGAACCUUGGUACCAAACUGAGCCUGGUCAUGCAUUUUGUAAUGAAAUCCCAAAAAGAUAAAGAAGUCAUUUGUGUAAUUAAAAAAUGUUCCACCUGGUAAUUUUCCACAAGAUAAAAACGCUACAUUUAUUCCAACAGAGAGAGAGAGAGAGAGAGAGAGAGAGAGAUAGGUAACUUCCACAAAGCUGUGAACGAUCUGAGAGACAAGGCAAGAAGGGCCUUCUAUGCCAUCAAAAGGAACAUAACAUUUGACAUACCAAUUAGGAUCUGGCUAAAAAUACUUGAAUCAGUUAUAGAACCCGUUGCCCUUUAUGGUUCUGAGGUCUGGGGUCCGCUCACCAAACCAAGAAUUCACAAAAUGGGACAAACACCAAAUUGAGACUCUGCAUGCAGAAUUCUGCAAAAACAUCCUCCGUGUACAACGUAAAACACCAAAUAAUGCAUGCAGAGCAGAAUUAGGCCAAUACCCGCUAAUUAUCAAAAUCCAGAAAAGAGCCGUUAAAUUCUAUAACCACUUAAAAGGAAACGAUUCCCAACCCUUCCAUAACAAAGCCAUCACCUAUGCCAUUCAAUUGAAAUUGAAUUGAAUUGAGAGAGAGAGAGAGAGAGACAUACUUUACUUACUUUAUUGUCCCCAUGGGGAAAUUUUGUUGCAGUGUCAUGUACACAUUUAAAGUGGCGUUAAAUACAAAACAAGAUUGACAAUACAACUUUCAAUAACAGUCACGCACCAAUAAAAGUAAGAAAUAAGAAAUAAAACAUUUAAAACAUUUAAAACAAAGACUAGCCUGCUGGCCUUACGGGGUCAAUGGGAACAUUUGCCCGAGCUAUUUAAGAGGGAUAUCACACCUGGCACAAAUGAUUGUCUCGUUCUAUUUUUCCUGCUGAGGGGUGCCCUAUACCUAUGCCCAGAGGGGAGUAAUUCAAAGUCCAGGUACAGGGGGUGACUUGGGUCUAAAAUGAUUUUGUGAGCCUUACGGAGGGCCCUGACCUUAAAGAUCUCAUCCAGGCCUGUCUGUUUGACUCCAAGUACCUUACUUGCUGUGGUAAUAAUCCUUCUCAGCAUGUUUCUCUGACUGACAGUGGCAUUGCCAAACCAACAAACAAUACAAAAAGUUAAAAUACUCUCAAUAAAGGAUUUGUAAAACAGAGUCAAUAUAGUACAGUCUAUAUUAAAAGAACCCAACUUUUUUAGAAAGUACAGUCUCUGUUGGCUCUUUUUGUAGAUCUGGUCUGUACAUUUACUCCACUGAAGCUUACUGUCCAAAAAGACACCCAGAUAUUUAUAUUCCUCUACAAUUUCUAUAUUCUGGCCUCUGAUAGAUGUUGCAGAGGUAGGUGUUGUACGCUUCCUGAAGUCUAUGCACAUCUCUUUGGUCUUGUUAGUAUUGAGGACCAAGUGUGAUUCCUCACACCACUCUACAAAGUCAUCUAGGACCGGGCCAUGAUGUUCCUCGUCAUCAUGCAACAGGCUGAUCAAGGCAGUGUCAUCAGCGAACUUAACGAGGUGUCUGUCAGUAUGGGAACUAGUACAACUAUUAGUGUACAAGAUGUACAGAAGUGGGGACAAAACACAUCCCUGAGGAGAGCCUGUGUUGGUAUUGCGUAUAUCCGACACAUGGGGACCUAUUUUGACUCGCUGUGAGCGUUGGCUCAGGAAGUCCAACAUAGACAGAGACAGAGAGAGAGAGGCAGAGAGAGAGAGAGAGAGAGAGAGAGAGGCAGAGAGAGAGCGUGUGUGUCAAAUCAAAUCAAAUUUACAUUUACAUUUACGUCAUUUAGCAGACGCUCUUAUCCAGAGCGACUUACAAGUUGGUGCAUAACCACUUUACAAUUUAAAAAAAAAAAAAUUAGGGGGGUAGGGCGGGGGGGUAGAAAGAUUACUUUAUCCUAUGCCAGGUAUUCCUUAAUAGGGUGGGGUUUCAAAUGUCUCCGGAAGGUGGUGAGUGACUCCGCUGUCCUGGCGUCGUGAGGGAGCUUGUUCCACCAUUGGGGUGCCAGAGCAGCGAACAGUUUUGACUGGGCUGAGCGGGAACUAUGCUUCCGCAGAGGUAGGGGAGCCAGCAGGCCAGAGGUGGAUGAACGCAAUGCCCUCGUUUGGGUGUAGGGACUGAUCAGAGCCUGAAGGUACAGAGGUGCCGUUCCCCUCACAGCUCCAUAGGCAAGCACCAUGGUCUUGUAACAGAUGCGAGCUUCAACUGGAAGCCAGUGGAGUGUGCGGAGGAGCGGGGUUACGUGAGAGAACUUGGGAAGGUUGAACACCAGACGGGCUGCGGCAUUCUGGAUGAGUUGUAGGGGUUUAAUGGCACAGGCAGGGAGCCCAGCCAACAGCGAGUUGCAGUAAUCCAGACGGGAGAUGACAAGUGCCUGGAUUAGGACCUGUGCCGCUUCCUGUGUAAGGCAGGGUCGUACUCUCCGAAUGUUGUAGAGCAUGAACCUGCAGGAUCGGGUCACCGCCUUGAUGGUAGCGGAGAACGACAGGGUGUUGUCCAGGGUCACGCCAAGGCUCUUCGCACUCUCGGAGGAGGACACAACGGAGUUGUCAACCGUGAUGGCGAGAUCAUGGAACGGGCAGUCCUUCCCCGGGAGGAAGAGCAGCUCCGUCUUGCCAAGGUUCAGCUUGAGGUGGUGAUCCGUCAUCCAUACUGAUAUGUCUGCCAGACAUGCAGAGAUGCGAUUCGCCACCUGGUUAUCAGAAGGGGGAAAGGAGAAGAUUAGUUGUGUAUCAUCAGCGUAGCAAUGAUAGGAGAGGCCAUGUGAGGAUAUGACAGAGCCAAGUGACUUGGUGUAUAGGAAGAAUAGGAGAGGGCCUAGAACUGAGCCCUGGGGGACACCAGUGGUGAGAGCACGUGGUGCGGAGACAGCUUCUCGCCACGCCACUUGGUAGGAGCGACCGGUCAGGUAGGACGCAAUCCAGGAGUGAGCCGCGCCGGAGAUGCCCAGCUCGGAGAGGGUGGAGAGGAGGAUCUGAUGGUUCACAGUAUCAAAGGCAGCAGACAGGUCUAGAAGGACAAGAGCAGAGGAGAGAGAGUUAGCUUUAGCAGUGCGGAGAGCCUCCGUGACACAGAGAAGAGCAGUCUCAGUUGAAUGACAAGUCCUGAAACCUGACUGGUUUGGAUCAAGAAGGUAAUUCUGAGAGAGAUAGCAAGAGAGUUGGCUAAAGACGGCACGCUCAAUAGUUUUGGAAAGAAAAGAAAGAAGGGAUACUGGUCUGUAGUUGUUGACAUCAGUGGGAUCGAGUGUUGGUUUUUUGAGAAGGGGUGCAACUCUCGCUCUCUUGAAGACGGAAGGGACAUAGCCAGCGGUCAAGGAUGAGUUGAUCAGCGAGGUGAGGUAGGGGAGAAGGUCACCGGAGAUGGUCUGGAGAAGAGAGGAGGGGAUGGGGUCAAGCGGGCAGGUUGUUGGGCGGCCUGCAGUCACAAGUCGCAAGAUUUUAUCUGGAGAGAGAGGGGAGAAAGAAGUCAAAGCAUAGGGUAGGGCAGUGUGAGCAGGACCAGCAGUGUCAUUAGACUUAACAAACGAAGAUCGGAUGUCGUCAACCUUCUUUUCAAAGUGGUUGACGAAGUCAUCCACAGAGAGAGAGGAGGGGGGGGGGGGGGGGGGGAGGAUUCAGCAGGGAGGAGAAUGUGGCAAAGAGCUUCCUAGGGUUAGAGGCAGAUGCUUGGAAUUUAGAGUGGUAGAAAGUGGCCUUAGCAGCAGAAACAGAUGAAGAAAAUGUAGAGAGGAGGGAGUGAAAAGAUGCCAGGUCGGCAGGGAGUUUAGUUUUCUUCCAUUUCCGCUCCGCUGCCCGGAGCUCUGUUCUGUGAGCUCGCAAUGAGUCAUCAAGCCACGGAGCUGGAGGGGAGGACCGAGCCGGCCGGGAGGAUAGGGGACACAGAGAGUCAAAGGAUGCAGAAAGGGAGGAGAGGAGGGUUGAGGAGGCAGAAUCAGGAGAUUGGAGGGAGAAGGAUUGAGCAGAGGGAAGAGAUGAUAGGAUGGAAGAGGAGAGAGUAGUGGGAGAGAGAGAGCGAAGGUUGCGGCGGCGCAUUACCAUCUGUGUAGGGGCAGAGUGAGUAGUGUUGGAGGAGAGCGAGAGAGAAAAGGAUACAAAGUAGUGGUCGGAGACAUGGAGGGGAGUUGCAGUGAGAUUAGUAGAAGAGCAGCAUCUAGUAAAGAUGAGGUCAAGCGUAUUGCCUGCCUUGUGAGUAGGGGGGGGGGACGGUGAGAGGGUGAGGUCAAAAGAGGAGAGGAGUGGAAAGAAGGAGGCAGAGAGAAAUGAGUCAAAUGUAGACGUAGGGAGGUUGAAAUCCCCCAAAACUGUGAGGGGUGAGCCAUUCUCAGGAAAGGAACUUAUCAAGGCGUCAAGCUCAUUGAUGAACUCUCCAAGGGAACCUGGAGGGCGAUAGAUGACAAGGAUAUUAAGCUUAAAUGGGCUAGUGACUGUGACAGCAUGGAAUUCAAAUGAGGAGAUAGACAGAUGGGUUAGGGGAAAAAUUGAGAAUGUCCACUUGGGAGAGAUGAGGAAUCCUGUGCCACCACCCCUCUGACCAGAUGCUCUCGGGGUAUGCGAGAACACAUGGUCAGACGAGGAGAGAGCAGUAGGAGUAGCAGUGUUUUCAGUGGUAAUCCAUGUUUCCGUCAGCGCCAGGAAGUCGAGGGACUGGAGGGUAGCAUAGGCUGGGAUGAAGUCAGCCUUGUUGGCAGCAGAACGGCAGUUCCAGAGGCUGCCUGAGACCUGGAACUCCAGGUGUGUGGUGCGUGCAGGGACCACCAGGUUAGAGAGGCAGCAGCCACGCGGUGUGAGGCGUUUGUGUAGCCUGUGCGGAGAGGAGAGAACAGGGAUAGGCAGAGGCAUAGUUGACAGGCUGCAGCAGAUGGCUACAAUAAUGCAGAGGAGAUCGGUAUUGUAUUGUAUUGGUUAUUGCGGGUGUAGCAAACUGCUUGUGUUUCUAGCUCCGACAGUGCAGUAAUAUCUAACAAGUAAUAUCUAACAAUUUCACAACAUACACCCAAUACACACAAAUCUAAGUAAAGCAAUGGAAUUAAGAAUAUAUAAAUAAAUAUACGGACGAGCAAUGUCAGAGCAGCAUGGACUAAGAUACAGUAGAAAAGUAUAGAAUACAGUAUUUACAUAUGAGAUGAGUAAUGCAAGAUAUGUAAACAUUAUUAAAGUGACUAGUGUUCCAUUUAUUUAAGUGGCCAGUGAUUUCUAAUCUAUUUACAGUUGAAGUCGGAAGUUUACAUACACCUCAGCCAAAUACAUUUAAACUCAGUUUUUCACAAUUCCUGACAUUUAAUCCUAGUAAAAAUUCCCUGUUUUAGGUCAGUUAGGAUCACCACUUUAUUUUAAGAAAGUUAAAUGUCAGAAUAAUUGUAGAUAUAAUGAUUUAUUUCAGCUUUUAUUUAUUUCAUCACAUUCCCAGUGGGUCAGAAGUUUACCUACACUCAAUUAGUAUUUGGUAGCAUUGCCUUUAGAUUGUUUAACUUGGGUCAAACGUUUCGGGAAGCCUUCCACAAGCUUCCCACAAUAAGUUGGGUGAAUUUUGGCCCAUUCCUCCUGACAGAGCUGGUGUAACUGAGUCAGGUUUGUAUGCCUCCUUGCUCGCACACGCUUUUUCAGUUCUGCCCACAAAUGUAUAUAGGAUUGAGGUCAGGGCUUUGUGAUGGCCACUCCAAUACCUUGACUUUGUUGUCUGAUGUCUUGAGAUGUUGCUUCAAUAUAUCCACAUAAUUUUCCUUCCUCAUGAUGCCAUCUAUUUUGUGAAGUGCACCAGUCCCUCCUGCAGCAAAGCACCCCCACAGCAUGAUGCUGCCACCCCCGUGCUUGACGUUUGGGAUGGUGUACUUCGGCUUACAAGUCGCCCCCUUUUCCCUACAAACAUAACGAUGGUCAUUAUGAAUAUGAAUAUGAAUAUGCCAUUUAGCAGACGCUUUUAUCCAAAGCGACUUACAGUCAUGCGUGCAUACAUUUUUGUGUAUGGGUGGUCCCGGGGAUCGAACCCACUACCUUGGCGUUACAAGCGCCGUGCUCUACCAGCUGAGCUACAGAGGACCACAUUAUGGCCAAACAGUUCUAUUUUUGUUUCAUCAGACCAGAGGACAUUUCUCCAAAAAGUACGAUCUUUGUCCCCAUGUGCAGUUGCAAACCGUAGUCUGGCUUUUUUAUGGAGAUUUUGGAGCAGUGGCUUCUUCCUUGCUGAGCGGCCUUUCAGGUUUUGUCGAUACAGGACUUGUUUUACUGUGGAUAUAGAUACUUUUGUACCUGUUUCCUCCAGCAUCUUCACAAGGUCCUUUGCUGUUGUUCUGGGAUUGAAUUGCACUUUUCGCACCAAACUACGUUCAUCACUAGGAGACAGAACGCGUCUCUUUCCUGAGCGGUAUGACGGCUGCGUGCCAUGGUGUUUAUACUUGCAUACUAUUGUUUGUACAUAUGAACGUGGUACCUUCAGGCGUUUGGAAAUUGCUCCCAAGGAUGAACCAGACUUGUGGAGGUCUACAAUUGUUUUUCUGAGGUCUUGGCUGAUUUCUUUUGAUUUUCCCAUAAUGUCAAGCAAAGAGGCUCUGAGUUUGAAGGUAGGCCUUGAAAUACAUCCACAGGUACACCUCCAAUUGACUCAAAUGAUGUCAAUUAGCCUAUCAGAAGCUUCUAAAGCCAUGACAUCAUUUUCUGGAAUUUUCCAAGCUGUUUAAAGGCACAGUCAACUUAGUGUAUGUAAACUUCUGACCCACUGGAAUUGUGAUACAGUGAAUUAUAAGUGAAAUAAUAUGUUUGUAAACAAUUGUUGGAAAAAUUACUUGUGUCGUGCACAAAGUAGAUUGCCAAAACUAUAGUUUGUUAACAAGAAAUGUGUGGAGUGGUUGAAAAACGAGUUUUAAUGACUCCAGCCUAAGUGUAUGUAAACUGCCGACUUCAACUGUAUAUUGGCAGCAGCCUCUAAGUUGCUAGUGAUGGCUUUCUAACAGUCUGAUGGCCUUGAGAUAAAAGCUGUUUUCCUCAAAUUUGCUUUUUUUAAAUCCCCAGCUACAAUAAAUGCAGCCUCCGGAUAUGUGGUUUCCAGUUUGCAUAGAGUCCAGUGAAGUUCUUUGAGGGCCGUCGUGGUAUCGGCUUGAGGGGGGAUAUACACGGCCGUGACUAUAACCGAAGAAAAGUCGGCAUUUGAUUGUGAGGUAUUCUAGGUCGGGUGAACAAAAGGACUUGAGUUCCUGUGUGUUACUACAAUUACACCAUGAGUCGUUAAUCAUGAAACACACACCUCCGCCCUUCUGCUUCCCGGAGAGAUGUUUAUUUCUGUCUGCGCGAUGAACUGAGAACCCAAUUGGCUGGACCGACUCGGACAGUAUAUCCCAGAGAGAGCCAUGUUUCCGUGAAACAGAGGAUGUUACAAUCCCUGAUAUCUCUCUGGUAAGCAACCCUCGCCCUGAGCUCCUCAACUUUAUUAUCCAGAGACUGAACAUUAGCGAGUAAUAUACUCGGAAGCGGUGGGUGGUGUGCACGCCGCCUAAGUCAGACUACAAGGCCGCUCCGAGUACCUCUUGUGUGUGUGUGUGUGUGUGUGUGUGUGUGUGUGUGUGUGUGUGUGUGUGUGUGUGUGUGUGUGUGUGUUAGCAUGGAACCUGGUGGGUUUAAAUGAAAGCUUUGACACGGAGAGUAAUGUAACAUCUGAGUGUUUAAUGAAACUGAAUAAUCUUCAGCCGCUGCUCCACUAACUGCUGUCUUCAUUCUCAUUCAUCAUCAUCAGUACGUGUGUCAGUCUGUCGGUCUGUCAGCUUGAUCUCCUUGUGUCUGCACUGCCUGUGAAGCAGUAUAGGCCUACUUAGGAGGACUGGAGAAUCAUCCAGAACAACCUUGACCUGUAAAGCAGUAUAGGCCUACUUAGGAGGACUGGAGAAUCAUCCAGAACAACCUCUACCUGCAAAGCAGUAUAGGCCUACUUAGGAGGACAGGAGAAUCAUCCAGAACAACCUCUACCUGCAAAGCAGUAUAGGCCUACUUAGGAGGACAGGAGAAUCAUCCAGAACUAGAUUGACGUGAUGUGGCUGCUGAACGUGUUCUUUGAGUUGAUAACUCAGCUGCAAAUUCCAUUGAGAUAGAAAAUUGCAAAUCUAUCAUAUUAUGCAAAAAAAUCCAGUCCACAAGCUAAUUUGCUGUCUCUCUUGCAGAUAAGCGGUUAGCCAGGAGAAGAGCGCCAAGUGCUGCGACGUUGGUGCUGCACACAGAGCAGAAGACAACCCAGGAGAAACAUACAGAGGUAGGUGGUCAUGUUAGACCUGUCUCAAACAGCACCCUAUUCCCUAAAUUGUGCACCUCUUUUGACCAGAGCGCUAUGGGGCCCAGGUCAAAAGUAGUGCUCUACAUAGGGAAAGAGGGUGCCAUUUGGGAUGUACAAUGUUCAUUAACUUACACUGAGGCUGUGGCAUAAGUACAUCUACCAAAUCUAGGCCAUAUCCAUCCACACGAGUUGAAAUCAACGUUUUAGUUUUACAUGUCAUAGAAAGACAUUGAUCCAAUAAAACAGAGGAAGAGUUCUUCUUUGGUAAUCGAAGUUAGAUGAUGGGAAGCUGAGUAGCUGAUUUGGUUCCGGGUGCUGAGAUAAGAGGUUGUUGCUCCAUUUUUGGAAGAUUUUGGUCCAUGCUGCAUUGUUCACUCCACCUACCAGCAUAACCGACUUCCUGCUCGCCAAAUUGGUUGUUGGAAAGGGCACCAGGACAGAGUCGGUAAGAUUUAGGGGUCCAAUUACCACGGCUCUGAUAGGAGGAGAGGUCAUUUAACUCUUCCUCUGCGAAUUGUUCGCAAAACCCUCCCAGCCGUAUUAAUUAGUAAAACUCCCCCAGAAGGAGAGGAUCUGUAAAUCAUCAAAAGGAGAAUGAAUGCUGUGGGGCGGUCCGUCUACAGUCCCGGCUGCUGCUGUUCCCUGCCUGCCAGGCGCUCUCUACGGCUCCGUCCCAAAUGGCACCCUAUUCCAUUUAUAGCGCACUAAUUUUUGACCUGGGCUCUGGUCAAAAGUAGUGCACUACAUAGGGAAUAGGGUGCCCUUUGGGACGCAUGCUCUCCCUCUGUGAAGGGGUUCAGUAUUCCAAGGGGUUGGUCAUGCAUUCCCUUAGUAAUUGACUGGCUCUGGCUGUAUCUGCGACAGUGUUGUGGACAUUACAAGGGUAAAGCAUUUUGUCACACUAUAAUCGACAGUCCGUACUUCCAUAUUAGCCCAGGAUAAUGAUAACCUAAUGAAAUUAAUUGCAUGUUCAUAUUCCUCCACUAGAUCUCAUUAUGAAUAAACAACAUUAGAUGUUUAGAGACACACUGGGUUAUAAACUAGAAAGGAUUGUGUUCGCAUGCUUUCAAUCAUCCAUAACAUUUUCCUUCCACCGCUGCUGUUUUACUAUUCAGCUUGUGCUGAUUUUUUCAACAUUGUUGACAUUGUUUUCAUACUUUGCUGCAAACGAUGCAAUUAACUUUUUAUUGAGAUUUUCGAAAACACUCGAUCUCCCCCAAGAUCCAUCCAUCUCAGGCCAGACAGAAGUUUGAGACAUGCAAUCAUCACAGUGCAUUAAUAUAAUUCAAUAUCUAUUACAAUACAGACCUAUCCUACCAUGUGUCCAGUGGGCUCAUUGCACCAUUCACUGGUCUGCUAAAAUGACUAAAAUGUAAAACGUAAAAAAAUAUCCAGACACCGAUAGCAGACAGAGACCGAUAGCAGACAGAGACCGAUAACAGACAGAGACCGAUAGCAGACAGAGACCGAUAGCAGACAGAGACCGAUAGCAGACAGAGACCGAUAGCAGACAGAGACCGAUAACAGACAGAGACCGAUAACAGACAGAGACCGAUAACAGACAGACCCAGACCCAGAUAGCACACAGAGACCGAUAGCAGACAGAGACCGAUAGCAGACAGAUACCGAUAGCAGACAGAGACCGAUAACAGACAGACCCAGACCCAGAUAGCACACAGAGACCGAUAGCAGACAGAGACCGAUAGCAGACAGAGACCGAUAACAGACAGACCCAGACCCAGAUAGCACACAGAUACCGAUAGCAGACAGAGACCGAUAGCUGACAGAUACCGACAGCAGACAGAGACCGAUAGCAGACAGAGACCGAUAACAGACAGACCCAGACCCAGAUAGCACACAGAUACCGAUAGCAGACAGAGACCGAUAGCAGACAGAUACCGAUAGCAGACAGAGACCGAUAGCAGACAGAGACCGAUAACAGACAGACCCAGACCCAGAUAGCACACAGAGACCGAUAGCAGACAGAGACCGAUAGCACACAGAGACCGAUAGCAGACAGAUACCGAUAGCAGACAGAGACCGAUAGCAGACAGAGACCGAUAGCAGACAGAGACCGAUAGCAGACAGAGACAGAUACUGGGAGGACAGAUAUGAAAUGCAAGGCAACACAAAGACUGAAGUCCUGGGGCCUUAUUUAUCAACAUUAGCGUAUAAACCAUUCGAAAAAUACUACUUACUGUAUGAAAGCAAUUAAGAAUGGUCGUAUGCACAGAAAAAGUGUGUGUCAGGAGGUCAGUGUGAUGCGGUAGGACGAAGUCAGGCGCAGGACACAGAGCUAAUCGAAAGCGUACUUUACUCGUAGGUAACGUAAAUAACACACCCUCCACGCAGGGAGGAACACACCCGCUCACCAGACGACAACCAAAACACGGACAAACACGCACAACACACAGUGGGAGCCAGAGGGUUAAAUAGGGAAGGCAUCAAUACAUCAUGGGAACCAGGUGUGAACAAUAAAGACAAAACAAGUAGAACACAGAAACAUAGAUCGGCGGCAGCUAGUACUCCGGCGACGAUGAACGCCGAAGCCUGCCCGAGCGAGGAGGAGGAGCAGCCUCGGCUGAAUCCGUGACAGUGUGAUUUAUCCUACGAGCAUCAUAUGCGGUGGGAGAUAACCAUUGAUAAACACCAAUGGUUCUCAGCCUCAGUGCUUGUGCACGUCCUUGGCUGUUUGCAUUACGGAACACCCCUAAUUAACCACAUACAGAGCAUUCAGAAAGUAUUCAGACCCCUUCCCUUUUUCCACAUUUUGUUACGUUACAGCCUUAUUCUAAAACGAAUAAAAGAAAAAAAAUCCUCAUCAAUCUACACACAAUACCCCAUUUUUUUUUUGCAGAUAAAAGAUAAAUGCCUUAUUUACAGAAGUAUUCAGACCCUUAGCUAUGAGACUCGAAAUUGAGGUCAGGUGAAUCCUGUUUCCAUUGAUCAUCAUUGAGAUGUCCACCUGUGGUCAAUUCAAUUGAUUGGACAUGAUUUGGAAAGGCACACACCUGUCUAUAUAAGGUCCCACAGUUGACAGUGCACGUCAGAGCAAAAACCAAACCAUGAGGUCGAAGGAAAUGUCAGUAGAGCUCUGAGACAGGAGUGUGUCGAGGCACAGGGGAAGGGUACCAAAACAUUUCUACAGGAUUGAAGGUCCCCAAGAAGACAGCGGCCUCCAUCAUUCUGAAAUGGAAGAAGUUUGGAACCACCAAAACUCUUCCUAGAGCUGGCCGCCCGGUCAAACUGAGCAAUCGGGGGAGAAAGGCCUUGGUCAGUGAGGUGACCAACCCGAUGGUCACUCUGACAGAGCUCUAGAGUUUCCCUGUGAAGAUGAGAGAACCUUCCAGAAGGACAACCAUCUCUGCAGCACUCCACCAAUCAGGCCUUUAUGGUAGAGUGGCCAGACUACAUGGAACUCUAUUCCACAUGAAGUAACUGAUGCAAGUAUUAAAAUUAGAUUAAAAAAACAUACAAUUAAACACCUUAUGGAACAGCGGGGACUGUGAAGCAACACAAAAAUAGGCACAGACACAUGCAUACACACACACACGAUAACAUACGCACUAUACACACAUGGAUUUUUGUACUGUAGAUAUGUGGUAGUGGUGGAGUAGGGGCCUGAGGGCACACAGUGUGUUGUGAAAUGUGUGAAUGUAUUGUAAUGUUUUUUUAAAUUGUAUGAACUGCCUUAAUUUUGCUGGACCCCAGGAAGAGUAGCUGCUACCUUGGCUAAUGGUGAUCCAUAAUGAAUAGAAAUACAAAAUAUGGAAGCCACUCCUCAGUAAAAGGCACAUGACAGCCUGCUUGGAGUUUGCCAAAAGGCACCUAAAGACUCUCAGACCAUGAGAAACAAGAUUCUCUGGUCUGAUGAAACCAAGAUUGAACUCUUUGGCCUGAAUGUCAAGCGUCACGUCUGGAGGAAACCUGGCACCAUCCCUACGGUGAAGCGUGGUGGCGGCAGCAUCAUGCUGUGGGGAUGUUUUUCAACGGCAGGGACUGGGAGACUAGUCAGGAUCGACGGAAAGAUGAAUAUAGCAAAGUACAGAGAGGUCCUUGAUGAAAACCUGCUCCUGAGCGCUCAGGACCUCAGACUGGGGCAAAGGUUCACCUUCCAAAGGACAAUGACCCUAAGCACACAGCCAAGACAAUGCAGGAGUGGCUUCGGGACAAGCCCCUGAAUGUCCUUGAGUGGCCCAGCCAGAGCCCGGACUUGAACCCGAUCUAACAUCUCUGGAGAGACCUGAAAAUAGCUGUGCAGCGACGCUCCCCAUCCAACCUGACAGAGCUUGAGAGGAUUUGCAGAGAAGAAUGGGAAAACUCCCCAAAUACAGGUGUGCCAAGCUUGUAGCGUCAUACUCAAGAAGACUCAAUGAUGUAAUCCCUGCCAAAGGUGCUUCAACAAAGUACUGAGUAAAGGGUCUGAAUACUUAUGUAAAUUUGAUAUUUCAGUUUUAUUUUAUACAUUUGCAAACAUUUCUAAAAACCAGUUUUUGCUUUGACAUUAUGGGGUAUUGUGUGUAGAUUGAUGAGGAAAAAAAAACUAUUUAAUCCAUAAGGCUGUAACCUAACAAAAUGUGGAAAAAUUCUAGCGGUCUGAAAACUUUUCGAAUGCACUGUAUGGUCAAAAUCCUCCCUUUAACCCAUUGGGAAUAUACAAUGCCAUACCAUGAACCAAAAAAUGCCAAGAAAAAUAAAUAAAUACUGAGACUGAAAUAGAGGUGUUGGUGUCAGAUUGAGUACAAACAAAAGGUUUUAUUUGUCUCGCUCAGUUGUGGCUCGACCUGUAAAAACAUAGCUACUAAUAGAGGACCAUUAGGACAAUUCAAGUUGCUUUAGCAAUGGAAGAUAUACUUCAAAUGAGUAGGCAACACUCACCAAUAACCCAUCCAUCCUCAACAGCUCCCUCCUGUAGAACUACAUGCCAACGUUGCUGUUCUGCAGAAUGAAGGAGUCGUGCGUCCCACCUGGCCACCACAUUCAGCAUUCUUUUGCGCAUCACAUAACUUAUCGCCUGCACAUUAAGAGUGGAAGCCAUUUUCUGUUCACAUAAUUACAAUCAUUUGGGAUGGUGAUUUUUAUGGCGAUGUGGUUGCUAUCUAUUGCUCUGUUCGUAUUUGGGAACCCAUUAUUGGCAUCAAGCCACACCUCUCUGUUCUCACCUGGACUGGUUACACAUCGCUGCUGGCACCUGGAAAAGACAAAUUGAAAGUAAAAUAUCUGACCAAGCACAGUACGGUUUAGGAUGGCUUCACAGUGACAAAAUGGUGUCUGUGUUGUGUUAGUCCUGCCCUCUGACCUAUGUGUGUGUGUCUCUCUCUCUCUCUCUCUCUCUCUCUCUCUCUCUCUUCUCUCUCUCUCUCUCUCUCUCUCUCUCUCUCUCCUGUCUCUCUCUCUCUCCUCUCUCUCUCUCUCUCUCUCUCUCUCUCUCUCUCUCUCUCUCUCUCUCUCUCUCUCUCUCUCUCUCUCUCUCUCUCUCUCUCUCUCUCUCUCUCUCUCUCUGUGUGUGUGUGUCUCUUUCUCUCUCUCUCGCUCUCUGUAUUUGUGUGUUUCUCUGUGUGUGUGUGUGUGUGUGUUUCUCUCUCUCUGUGUGUGUAUGUGUGUAUGUGUAUGUGUGUGUGUGUGUGUGUGUGUGUGUGUGUGUGUGUGUGUGUGUGUGUGUGUGUGUUGUAGCAGGAGAUGGUAGAGGUCCCCAUGGAGGAGGAGGAGGACGUUGAACCUAAAGACAAGCGUCCUGUAGCUUCCACCCCUGUUCCCGGAUCUCCAUGGUAACAUCCCUUUACACAAUAUUAUGACAUUCUCUUGCCAGGAUUGGUCAAUGAUUGAAUAAACUGAAAGAACAUGUUUAACAAAUGUGAACAACUCUUUAAGAAUCCGGCCCAUUCCAGUCAUCCCUGACACCAAACAUGAAAAAGACUAUUUGGCUAAAGUAAGUUGUGUAAAGUACUUAAGUAAAAAUACUUUCAAGUACUACAGUGCCUUGCAAAAGUAUUCAUCACCCAUGGCGUUUUUCCUAUUUUGUUGCAUUACAACCUGUAAUUUAAAUUUAUUUUUAUCUGGGAUUUCAUGUAAUGGACAUACACAAAAUAGUCCAAACUGGUGACGUGAAAUGAAAAAAAUAACUUUUUUCAAAAAAUAAAUAACGGAAAAGUGGUGCGUGCAGAUGUAUUCACCCCCUUUGCUAUGAAGCCCCUAAAUAAGAUCUGGUGCAACCAAUUACCUUCAGAAGUCACAUAAUUAGUUAAAUAAAGUCCACCUGUGUGCAAUCUAAGUGUUACAUGAUCUCAGUAUAUAUAUGCCUGUUCUGAAAGGCCCCAGAGUCUGCAACACCACUAAGCAAGGGGCACCACCAAGCAAGCGGCACCAUGAAUACCAAUGAGCUCUCCAAACAGGUCAGGGACAAAGCUGUGGAGAAGUACAGAUCAGGGUUGGGUUAUAAAAAAAUAUCAGAAACUUUGAACAUUCCACGGAGCACCAUUAAAUCCAUUAUAAAAAAAUUGAAAGAAUAUGGCACCACAACAAACCUGCCAAGAGAGGGCCGCCAACCAAAACUCACGGACCAGGCAAGGAGGGCAGUAAUCAGAGAGGCAAUGUGGUUUUUACUCCAGACAUUUUCCCUGACACCCCAAAAGUAAAAUGGUCCAAUUCACGCACUUAUCAAGAGAACAUCCCUGGUCAUCCAUACUGCCACUUAUCAAGAGAACAUCCCUGGUCAUCCAUACUGCCUCUUAUCAAGAGAACAUCAGUGGUCAUCCAUACUGCCUCUUAUCAAGAGAACAUCCCUGGUCAUCCAUACUGCCUCUUAUCAAGAGAACAUCCCUGGUCAUCCAUACUGCCUCUUAUCAAGAGAACAUCCCUGGUCAUCCCUACUGCCUCUUAUCAAGAGAACAUCCCUGGUCAUCCUACUGCCUCUUAUCAAGAGAACAUCCCUGGUCAUCCAUACUGCCUCUUAUCAAGAGAACAUCCCUGGUCAUCCAUACUGCCUCUUAUCAAGAGAACAUCCCUGGUCAUCCCUACUGCCUCUUAUCAAGAGAACAUCCCUGGUCAUCCAUACUGCCUCUUAUCAAGAGAACAUCCCUGGUCAUCCAUACUGCCUCUUAUCAAGAGAACAUCCCUGGUCAUCCAUACUGCCUCUUAUCAAGAGAACAUCCCUGGUCAUCCAUACUGCCUCUGAUCAAGAGAACAUCCCUGGUCAUCCAUACUGUCUCUUAUCAAGAGAACAUCCCUGGUCAUCCAUACUGCCUCUGAUCAAGAGAACAUCCCUGGUCAUCCAUACUGCCUCUGAUCUGGCGGACUCACUAAACACAUGUUUAGUUUGUAAAUUAUGUCUGUGUGUUGGAGUGUGCCCGUUGGAGUGUGCCCCUGGCUAUCCGUAAAUUUAAAAACAAGAAAAUGGUCCAGUCUGGUUUCCUUAAUAUAAGGAAUUUGAAAUUAUUUAUACUUUAACUUUAACUUUUGAUACGUAAGUAUAUUUUAGCAAUUACAUGUACUUUUGAUACUUAAGUAUAUUUAAAACCAAAUACUUUUAGACUUUUUCUUUGUCUUUUUUUAUUUAUUUAGGGGGUAGAUCGGCUUUAAUAUUGCAGAUAGAUUGUAACUUCCAUCAAUGUAAUUGUCUGCAACACUUUUUUCUCUCGCAUAUAUAUAUAUAUAUAUAUAUAUAUAUAUAUAUAUAUAUAUACACACACAUACAUGCAACAUUUUUAUCAAUUAUUAUAUUUGAGUUUAACCUCAAUAUUUGUUGCAUUUUUUUGUUCUGUCGUUUCUGGAGGAUUAAAUUGAAAUCGCAGCCAACUUUCUAUGGCUUGUUUUAGAAAAAGUGAUAUUUGGGAGAUUAUUUCCUUUUCAAAUAACUGAAAGUGAGAGGUUGUAAUCUGAAUAAAGGGAAAAAGUCCAUUCUUAAACAUUGGGUGAGACAAUCUUACUAAUUUGCUAGAGAACCAGUUUGGAUUUAAGUAUAACUUUUGUAUGACUGAAGCUUUUAGUGAUAGGUCUAAUGCUUUAAUACUUAAUAAUUUCUGUCCUCCAAAUUCAUAUUCAUUAUAUAAAUAGGCCCUUUUAAUUUUGUCUGGCUUGCCGUUCCAAAUAAAAUUGAAUAUUUUUUUCUCAUAUAGUUUAAAAAACUGUUCGCUAGGCGUAGGCAAGACCAUAAGCAAAUAGGUAAACUGGGAUAAUACUAAAGAGUUAAUCAGGGUGAUUUUUCCACAAAUUGACAGGUAUUUACCUUUCCAUGGUAGCUAGAUCUUAUCUAUUUUGCUAACUUUCUAUUAACAUUUAUUGGAGUGAGAUCAUUUAUUUCACUUGGGAUAUGUAUUCAGAGUAUAUCCACAUCACCAUCAGACCAUUUUAUUGUUAAACUACAUAGUAAUGUAAACAUUUUAUUUUUUAGUGAACGAUUACGUAAUAUAGUGCAUUUAUCAUAAUUUGUUUCUAAUCCAGAGAGGUUAGAAAAUGUAUCUAGAUCCUCUAUGAGGCUGUGGAGGGAUUCAAGUUGUGGAUUUAAAAGAAAACAUGAAUCAUCAGCGUACAAUGACAACUUUGUUUUUAAACCCUGGAUUUCUAAUCCCUUGAUAUUAUUGUUGGAUCUGAUUUUAAUAGCUAACAUCUCGAUGGCCAUAAUAAAUAGAUAUGCCGAUAGUGGACAACCUUGUUUCACUCCUCUUGACAGUUUAAAACUUUCUGAGAAAUAGCCAUUAUUUACUAUUUUACACCUAGGGUUACUAUACAUGAUUUUAACCCAUUUUAUAAGAGAUUCUCCAAAAUUGAAAUGCCCCAGGCAUUUAUAUAUAAACCCCAGUCGUACUUUAUCAAAUGCCUUUUCGAAGUCUGCUAUGAAUAGCAGGCCUGGUUUCCCAGAUUUUCCAUUGUGUUCUCUUGUUUCCAGUACUUGCCUUUUGUUAUCUCCAAUGUAUCUUCCAUGUAAAAAAACUGUCUGAUUAGAAUGAAUAAAGUCCGACAAUACCUUUUUAAUUCUAUGCGCUAUACAUUUUGCUAGAAUUUUUGCAUCACAACACUGAAGUGUAAGGGGCCUCCAAUUUUUUUAAUGGACUGGAUCUUUAUAUUUUCCACUUGUAUCCUGUUUCAGUAAUAAUGAAAUCAGACCUUCUUCUUGAGUGUCUGAUAAUCUACCAUUUACAUAGGAGUGAUUAAAACAUGCUAAUAACGGUCCUUUGAGUAUAUCAAAAAAGGUUUGGUAUACCUCGACUGGUAUGCCAUCCAAACCUGGAGUUGUCCCGGACUUAAAGUCUUUAAUUGCGUCCAGAAUUUCCUCCUCUAUAAUUUCAACUUCACUUGAGUCUUUCUGUAUGGCUGUUAAUUUUACAUUAUCAAUAGAAAAAAUAUCUCUGCAAUUAGCUUCAGUUAGAGGAGAUGGAGGCGACUGAAACAAAAACAUACAGUGGGGAAAAAAAGUAUUUAGUCAGCCACCAAUUGUGCAAGUUCUCCCACUUAAAAGGAUGAGAGAGGCCUGUAAUUUUCAUCAUAGGUACACGUCUACUAUGACAGACAAAAUGAGAAGAAAAAAAUCCAGAAAAUCACAUUGUAGGAUUUUUAAUACAUUUAUUUGCAAAUUAUGGUGGAAAAUAAGUAUUUGGUCAAUAACAAAAGUUUCUCAAUACUUUGUUAUAUACCCUUUGUUGGCAAUGACACAGGUCAAACGUUUUCUGUAAGUCUUCACAAGGUUUUCACACACUGUUGCUGGUAUUUUGGCCCAUUCCUCCAUGCAGAUCUCCUCUAGAGCAGUGAUGUUUUGGGGCUGUCGCUGGGCAACACGGACUUUCAACUCCCUCCAAAGAUUUUCUAUGGGGUUGAGAUCUGGAGACUGGCUAGGCCACUCCAGGACCUUGAAAUGCUUCUUACGAAGCCACUCCUUCGUUGCCCGGAUGGUGUGUUUGGGAUCAUUGUCAUGCUGAAAGACCCAGCCACGUUUCAUCUUCAAUGCCCUUGCUGAUGGAAGGAGGUUUUCACUCAAAAUCUCACGAUACAUGGCCCCAUUCAUUCUUUCCUUUACACGGAUCAGUCGUCCUGGUCCCUUUGCAGAAAAACAGCCCCAAAGCAUGAUGUUUCCACCCCCAUGCUUCACAGUAGGUAUGGUGUUCUUUGGAUGCAACUCAGCAUUCUUUGUCCUCCAAACACGACGAGUUGAGUUUUUACCAAAAAGAUCUAUUUUGGUUUCAUCUGACCAUAUGACAUUCUCCCAAUCCUCUUCUGGAUCAUCCAAAUGCACUCUAGCAAACUUCAGACGGGCCUGGACAUGUACUGGCUUAAGCAGGGGGACACGUCUGGCACUGCAGGAUUUGAGUCCCUGGUGGCGUAGUGUGUUACUGAUGGUAGGCUUUGUUACUUUGGUCCCAGCUCUCUGCAGGUCAUUCACUAGGUCCCCCCGUGUGGUUCUGGGGUUUUUGCUCACCGUUCUUGUGAUCAUUUUGACCCCACAGGGUGAGAUCUUGCAUGGAGCCCCAGAUCGAGGGAGAUUAUCAGUGGUCUUGUAUGUCUUCCAUUUUCUAAUAAUUGCUCCCACAGUUGAUUUCUUCAAACCAAGCUGCCUACCUAUUGCAGAUUCAGUCUUCCCAGCCUGGUGCAGGUCUACAAUUUUGUUUCUGGUGUCCUUUGACAGCUCUUUGGUCUUGGCCAUAGUGGAGUUUGGAGUGUGACUGUUUGAGGUUGUUGACAGGUGUCUUUUAUACUGAUAACAAGUUCAAACAGGUGCCAUUAAUACAGGUAACGAGUGGAGGACAGAGGAGCCUCUUAAAGAAGAAGUUACAGGUCUGUGAGAGCCAGAAAUCUUGCUUGUUUGUAAGUGACCAAAUACUUAUUUUCCACCAUAAUUUGCAAAUAAAUUCAUUAAAAAUCCUACAAUGUGAUUUUCUGGAGAAAAAAAAAUCUCAAUUUGUCUGUCAUAGUUUACAUUUACAUUUUAGUCAUUUAGCAGACGCUCUUAUCCAGAGCGACUUACAGUUAGUGAAUACAUAUAUAUAUAUAUAUAUAUAUUUUUUUUUAUACUGCCCCCCCCGGAAAACGAACCCACAACCCUGGCGUUGCAAACGCCAUGCUCUAUCAACUGAGCUACAUCCCUGCCGGCCAUUCCCUCCCCUACCCUGGACGACGCUGGGCCAAUUGUGCGCCGCCCAUGAGUCUCCCGGUCGCGGCCGGCUGCGACAGAGCCUGGAUUCGAACCAGGAUCUCUAGUGGCACAGUUAGCACUGCGAUGCAGUGCCUUAGACCACUGCAUCGCCACAUAGUUGACGUGUACCUAUGAUGAAAAUUACAGGCCUCUCUCAUCUUUUUAAGUGGGAGAACUUGCACAAUUGGUGGCUGACUAAAUACUUUUUUUCCCCACUGUAUAUCUCACUAGAUCAGGAUAUUUAAGCCUCCAUAUAUCUACUAGUUCUAAUGUAUCCAUGACAUUCAUUAUUUCCUUAAGAGCAUGAGGGUGUUUGUUUGUAGUGUGAUGUCCUUUACGGUCCAUUGAGCUAUUUAAAACGGUAUUAUAAUCUCCCACCAUAAUAAUAGAGUAUUGAAUUGCUUGCAGGUUUGAUAAUUUAUUAUAUAUAUUGUCAAAGAAGUGUGGAUCAUCAUUAUUUGGUCCGUAAAGGUUAAUGAGCCAUAUCUGUUUAUGGUCCAAUAAUGUUUUUAAAACAAUCCAUCUACCUUGCGUAUCUGUUUGGACAAUUUGCACAUUCGGAUCGAAAUUACUGUUAAUUAAUAUCAUUACCCCUUUUGAGUUUCUUUGCCCAUGGGAUAAGCAUAUCCCCCCCCCCCCCCCCCCCCCCCCCCCCUAAUGCUAAGCCAUUACAAUUAUAACUUGCUAUACCUAUUUCACCAUAUACCAUAAUGAGAUACAAGUUUCAAAUCUAUUUAUCAUUAUAUAUGUUUGUACAUUUGCCAAUAAAAAAUUGCUCAAUUGGUAGUGAUUGAGUGUCCAUAUAGCUGUACCAUGAUAUUUGCAUUGCUACUAAGUAACCCUCCAAUUCCCCUGCUAAAGCCCCAUAAUAAUGUUGGCAGUUCAUGCGUAGGAUUUUAACCUAUAACCCGGAUUGCCAUCGUAUUACAUUACAUUUUUGACAAGCAAUUAUUAUUUUAGCAAACAAUUAUUGUGGUUCAUCCUAUAUUCUCCCUAACAUCCUUACCCCCUUGCAACAGAUGUGGGAUAAACACACACGCACAUACUCCAACACACUCAACCCCUUUCCUCCACAAUCAACCAUAAAAUCAGAUGCUCAACGGUUGUUACAUCCCAGAGCCCAAACUCAAGAAAGGACCUGAUAUUACGAAUGCAUACACAAAUGCAUAUACAGUUAAAGCUGUUUGAGAAAGCAUGCGAGAUUGAGCAAAAAUUGACAACAAUGUGAGAUUUGAUUACUUUAAGACUUUUACUGAAGUAGUAUUUUACUGGUUGACUUUAACUUUUACUUGAGUCAUUUUCUAUUAAGGUAUCUUUACUUUUACUCAAGUAUGACAAUUGGGUACUUUUUUCCACCACUAGCUAAAGUUAAUAAAACAGUAACUGCAAUCAUGUCAUGUGGAAUCAUGUCUCUACUUUCUUCACUUGUUCUUGAAAACCAUAUUUUAUAUAUGGUUAUUCUUUCUGAUCUCAUAUUACUUGAAAAUGUCAGGAAAACACUGUAAUCAUGGACUUCAUACCUGAGGAAUAAUCGCUCGAAGUAUGUACAAAUUACUUUCAAUCGACAGAAAAAAAUAAACACACUGUGGCAAACCUUUGAUAGAAAAAGCAUUUCAGUCCCGACAAUGAACAACUUGUACCAGGGACAAUGGCGCAAUAAGCCCUGCCAUAUCUGUCUGCAGAGCGGUGCAAUCUGUUCUUCAAUGGACUUGUUUUGUUAUUCUCUCCAUGUAAUAGCUUUCUGUCUGUCAGCGUGUGUUGAUGCUGAGAGCAGACUUGAAAGGCACUACAUGAAACCUGUCAUUUGCAACACUUUCUCAGCUCAACACCUAACGGUGCGCUGGUUUUUAAACCAUAUCACCCUGUGUUAACCUUUUCAUUCAUCAGCUUUUAUUAUGUGACUAUUGGAUUAAAAUAUCAAAAUACAUUUUUUUUUUUAAAGCAAAUAUUUGGUAAACAAAUCAAAUCCAACCUAUUUUGAUGAUUCUAAUAUUGAAAGGUCUCGUGAGAGGUUCAUCGUGGCAGAUUAUCAGAUAUUCCAAUACCUGUCUGCUGUGUGAAUAUCAUCUCAUGGCUGAGAGCUAGCUAGCCAGGGUAUAUACCAAUUAAAUAUGUGAUAUCCUAUAAAAAGGACAGCUCACAACCGGAUAAUAUGAGGAUUUAAAACUUCACAAUUUAUUUCACAUGGUGAGCAUGAAGACGUAUUGAAUUAUUCCAGGGAUUCAUAUUGCAGCGGUUAAUACUCCUGUGGCUUUAAAUACAUAAUGUCUUUAGGAGUAAGAGCUCUGAGGUAAUAACAGACAACAGGAACAAAUAUGCCACAGAAACCAUCUCCUACUCCAUAAACUGAAAUACAUCAACUAUUACAUUCUAGUACAUUCUGUAACAUGUCAUGUCAGACUAAGUGACAUAUAACUACAGUGGUUACGUCCAUAUUACUACAUAGAGCAUAUAUUCGUCAACGUAUUUCUUAAUUACAUUAUACCAAUGUAGAAUAUAAUACAGUUUACAGUAUACAAUCAUAUCUGUCAUUUCACAGACACUUUUUAUCCAAAGCGACUUACAGUAGUGCGUGCAUGCAUUUUCUUAUGGGUGGCCCCCAACAGGAAUCGAACCCAACAACCCUGGUGUUGCAAGCUUCCCUAACAACGGCGCCACAAAGGACCAUGUCCUAUAAUACUGUGUUCGUUAUCUCAUGGAAUGCUUUUUGGUUCUACCCCCUUUUCUCCCCAGGUGUGUGUUUAGAACUCCCGAGUCUCCCGAGUGGCGCAGUGGUCUAAGGCACUGCAUCGCAGUGCUAGCUGUGCCACUAGAGAUCCUGGUUUGAAUCCAGGCUCUGUCGUAGCCGGCCGCGACCGGGAGACCCAUGGGGCGGCGCACAAUUGGUCCAGGGUAGGAAAGGGAAUGGCUGGCAGGGAUGAUAUCAGCAGGGUUGUGGGUUCGAUUCCCAUGGGGGGGCCAGUAUGAAAAAAUAAUUUAAAAAAAUAAUGUAUGCACUCACUAACUGUAAGUCGCUCUGGAUAAGAGCGUCUGCUAAAUGACUAAAAUGUAGAACAAUAUUAUUGUAGUGUGCCGUUUCAAAGGGUUCAAAGAGUGGAACAUCAACUUGAAGGAAAGUUAAGACCUGACAGAGGCAGCGUACUGGCGCUCGAGUCUACAAAACACACGUUUAUCCUUGACAGGCAACCACCAUCUCUAUUAUCUGGCGUGACACACACACCAGUGGGAACUGGUCAGGCAUUACUGAUCCAAUUGGCAUCCUUGCAUUUUUUCACGCUAAUCUCUCCUCAGGUGUGUGGUGUGGACGGGUGACGACAGAGUAUUCUUCUUCAACCCGACGAUACAACUCUCUGUUUGGGACCAGCCGGUAGAUCUGAAGGACCGCGGAGAGGAUCUCAACCGGAUUAUAGAAGAUCCUCCACAUAAACGCAAAAAGGAUUGUUUGUCCAGUAAGUUAAUGGUUCUUCUUCCCCAUUGGCUUGGUCUCAUCCCUCCGUAGAGUUGGACCCAGUUAGAACGGUUCUUAACGAAGUGGGUAUUUACCCGGCCGUGGCUUCAGAUGGAACUGAAAAGCUCGUUAUCAGUCCGCUGUUUUUUUUUUGUAAUGAUUCCAACGUGUUUUUAAUGAUCUGUUAAUAUGGAGGCCAAUAAAAUGCAUCAUCGAAUGAUCAUCCUGAUCAUCCUGAUAUACUAGAUCCUAUAUACAGUGUUUCGGGUUCCAUUGCCUGUCGACCCCAGACUACCAGAGGAUCUUGAUGCCUGUGUUCAUUGAAGCAGAUGAUGAUCACGAAUGGAAAAUCCAACGUGGAACCUUUAGGAUGUGAAACCAUCUCAUGGCUGGGUCCCAAAUGCCACCCUAUUCCCUAUUUAGUGCACUACUUUAGACCAGGGCCUAUAGGGUCCAUAGGGCUCUGGUUAAAAUAUAGAUCACUAUAUCGGUAAUAGGGUUCCAUUUGGGAUGCAUCCCAUCUCCUUUUGUGUUCUAGCAGAAUAGAUCACAUGGAAGUCCUACGUGUGACUGGCUCUGUAAAUAUUGAAUUACAUUGGAACUUGUCAGCAAAGAUAUUAUCUCCCCUGACUAGAUUUCCCAGAGGGUGGUUUGUCUCUAUUGAUUUAGCCUUAUUGCGGUUACCAGCUGAUUAUGUAUCGAUGACCUUUUACCUGUCUGAACUUCACUGUUCCAACAAAGCAUGUCUGGCAAAUUAGCUUUGGUAAAUAUGUGGACAACCCCAAUGACCUGAACAUUGACUCUUGGCUGAUAAGAUGGUGGGCAGCAACGCUACUCUAGUCUGAUAGAUUCUCUCAUAGUGGUUUUUAAUGACCGAUGUUAUGAAGUCGGAGUCCAUUGAAAAAAGGAUGUGUGCUAUCUAUGGUUCCUCUGUGUAUCCAUUCUCUUAGCAGAGGAUGGUUCUAAGUAACUCUCCGUCAGCUAAUGACGAUGCUAAUUCACAGUGGAUUUUAAUGACCAAUCAUAUGAAGUCUGAGUCCAUUGAAAAAGGAUGUGUGCUUUGGUUCUGUCUGUGUGUCCGUUAUCUCAGCAGAGGAUGAUUCUAACUCUCCGUCUGCUGAUGACGAUGAUGAUGAUGAUGAUGAUGAUGAUGAAGAGCAUUAUUCAAAAACCAAGAGGAACAAGUGAGUGUCCGAAGGUUUUUCCCAUCUUAACCAUACUCAUAGUAUAGCAUUACAAUGAUACUUCUCUACAGAACAAUCAUAUUUUUGAAGUCAUGGGAGUACUUUUUGUAAAAAAUGAUAAUGUACAAAUACACUGUACAGUACUGUACACUACUUUUAACCAGAAGCGCUGUCGGCCCUGGUCAAAAGUAGAUCGCUGUAUAGGGAGUAGGGUGCUAUUUGGGACGCAUCCUACAACUGUUUCUUUGUUUGUGUCCUCCUCAGACUGGAGGAACCUGCGGAAGCCAAUCGGGACCUGAGAGAGACGGCAGGCGGAGAGACAUUCGGCACUCCUCCCCAUCGGACUGUUCUACCUUUAGAGCUACGUAUCACGCACUUCAGGGACAUGCUCCUUGAAAGACGGGUAAAGUCAUUUUUUGAACGGAAUACAAAAUCUUAAAUGCACUUAGGCUGAGUUUAGACAGGCAGCCCAAUUCUGAUAUAUUUUCCACUAAAUUGGGUCUUUUGAACAGUCACAUCAGAUCUUUUCACAUCAGAUAUAUUUUUUCAGAUGUGAUCUGAUUUGGUCAAAAGACCGGUUAGUGAAACAAUUAUCCGAUUUGGGCUGCCUGUAUAAAUGCAGCCACAGAGACGGACCUAGAUUCUAAUGGUUUUCCCUGAGAAAAUAACUAAAUCCAUAUGGGGACUCAAAUCCCUGUAUUGCAACUAAUCGUCAAGGGACACAGGGACCAGGAACUGCACAAGCAGCAAAAACUCUAAAUGAUGGAAAGACCUAGAUUAUGUUGCAAUUUGGAUGUAUGAUGGAAAUACCUACAUCAUGUUACAGUUUGGAUGUACCGAAUGUCUUCUUGAAUAUGGUUUCUCUUCCUUUUCAGGUUUCAGCUUUUUCUACAUGGGAGAAAGAACUGCACAAGAUUGUGUUUGAUCCGCGGUAUCUUCUGCUCACCUCUGCAGAAGAGAGGAAACAGGUGAACUCUGCUGGAUGUCCUCUCUUAAAUGGUCCUGUUUGAUUAAAAGGACCAAUCCAAUUUCCCUUCAAAGUCCGAGACAGCAUGGAUACUAGGGGGGUGUGCCAAGAAUUAAGACAAAACAAGUAUCCUAGUGGAUAUUUCCUGAUACGAUUAUGAUCCGAGUAUUUUUUGUAAUUAUCUGUGAUCGGAAAAAAUAAUACAUUGGGUGGCAGUGCGCAUCUUUCAAUCAAGUGCAAGGUGCUCAGUGGUCUAAAUAAGUCAACUGGCUAGUUUGCUUGUCUGUAAAGAGAAGGGCGGGCUGUACGUUGAUCCUGCUGUUAUGAUUGGAUGGAGGGAAGCUGUCCUAAUGGAUAUGCUCCCAAUAUAUGAUUACUGUCAUUUGUGUCCUCGGAGAAAGCAUUAUGUCGGUAAAACUCCGCAAAAACCUUUGGGAUGACUUGUUGAGGUUUUUGUCAUGUUGCAUUGCCCUAUGUACAUAGACAUGGAACACUGGUCACUUUUUUAAUAAUGUUUACAUACUGUUUUACCCACUUCAUAUGUACAGUAUAUACUGUAUUCUAGUCAAGUCCAUCCUAUUCAAAUAUUGCUGUACAUAUACUAUUCUAUCGUAUGUAGCUCAGCUGGUAGAGCACGGCGCUUGUAACGCUCAGGGUAGUGGGUUCGAUCCCCGGGACCACCCAUACGUAAAAAUGUAUGCACGCAUGACUGUAAGUCGCUUUGGAUAAAAGCGUCUGCUAAAUGGCAUAUUAUUAUUAUUAUUAUACACUAUUUAUUCUAUCCACAUACUGUCCAUAAUGUCUGUACAUCCUAUCACAUAUAUACAUAUAUAUAUUUAUACUCCGGACUCCAACGUUGCUCAUAAUAAUAUGUCCAUAUAUCUUAAUUCCAUUCUUUUACUUUUAGAUUUGUGUAUAUUGUUGUGAAUUGUUAGAUAUUACUGCACUGUUGAAGCUAGGAACACAAGCGUUUCGUUACACCAGCAAUAACAUCUGCUAAAUAUGUGUACGUGACCAGUAACGUUUUGAUUUGAUUUAUCCUGUCAGUCAACGUGAGAGGAGUUAAGUCGACGGUGAAGAGUAUUAGGAUACAGCCGUCGUAUUUGCCUUGUAAAGACCUUCAAAGUCAUUUUCUUGUGCCGACCAUGAUUGUGUCCCUACCUCCAGGUGUUUGACCAGUUUGUCAAAGUGAGGAUGAAGGACGAAUACAGGGAGAAAAAGAGCCAACUGCUGCAAGCAAAAGACCAGUAUAGAAAACUGCUAGAGGAGUCCAAAAUCACAUCCAGGUAAAAUCUGCAGCUAACUGUAUAAUACAUUACAGGUACAGUAGGGGAUUUUAACUAUUCAACAAAGCUUCAUAAUAGCAUCAUACAAAAUAGCUUCAUACUUCAUAACAGCUAUUCAACAAAGCUUCGUAGUAGGUUUAUGCAAAAUUGCUUCAUACUUCAAAAUAGCUUUUCAACAAAGUUUCAUAAUAGCUUCAUGCAAAGUAGCUUUAUACUUCAUAAUAGUUAUUCAACAUGUAUAUGUAUAGGUAUGUGUGGGAUCUGUGUGUCAUUGUCUGCGUUUAAACAGGCAGCCGUCCUUCCUGUAUGUUGUCUCAGGCAGAGAGCAAAGGCAUGUCUGGUAGAACUACACCACCCCACUGCCAGAAUGUAAUAUAGAACUACACCACCCCACUAAUAAUGUAAUAUAGAACACCACCACCCCACUAAUAAUGUAAUAUAGAACUACACCACCCCACUGCCAGAAUGUAAUAUAGAACUACACCACCCCACUAAUAAUGUAAUAUGGAACACCACCACCCCACUAAUAAUGUAAUAUUGAACUACACAACCACACUAAUAAUGUAAUAUAGAAUUACACCACCCCACUGUCAGAAUGUAAUAUAGAACUACACCACCCCACUAAUAAUGUAAUAUAGAACUACACCACCCCACUAAUAAUGUAAUAUAGAACUACACCACCCCACUAAUAAUGUAAUAUAGAACUACACCACCCUACUAAAAAUGUAAUAUUGAAAUACACCACCCCACUAAUAAUUUAAUAUAGAACUACACCACCCCACUAAUAAUGUAAUAUAGAACUACACCACCCCACUGUCAGAAUGUAAUAUUGAACUACACCACCCCACUGAUAAUGUAAUAUAGAACUACACCACCCCACUGCCAGAAUGUAAUAUUGAACUACACCACCCCACUAAUAAUUUAAUAUAGAACUUCACCACCCCACUAAUAAUGUAAUAUAGAACUACAUCACCCCACUAAUAAUGUAAUAUAGAACUACACCACCCCACUAAUAAUGUAAUAUUGAACUACACCACCCCACUAAUAAUGUAAUAUAGAACUACACCACCCCACUAAUAAUGUAAUAUUGAACUACACCACCCCACUGCCAGAAUGUAAUAUUGAACUACACCACCCCACUAAUAAUGUAAUAUUGAACUACACAACCCCACUGCCAGAAUGUAAUAUUGAACUACACCACCCCACUAAUAAUGUAAUAUUGAACUACACCACCCCACUGUCAGAAUUUAAUAUUGAACUACACCACCCCACUAAUAAUGUAAUAUUGAACUACACCACCCCACUAAUAAUGUAAUAUAGAACUACACCACCCCACUAAAAAUAUAAUAUAGAACUACAUCACCCUACUAAUAAUGUAAUAUAGAACUACACCACCCCACUAAUAAUGUAAUAUUGAACUACUCCACCCCACUAAUAAUGUAAUAUAGAACUACACAACCCCACUAUUAAUGUAAUAUAGAACUACACCACCCCACUAAUAAUGCAAUAUUGAUCUACACCACCCCACUAAUAAUGUAAUAUAGAACUACACCAUCCCACUAAUAAUGUAAUAUAGAACUACACCAACCCCCUUAUAAUGUAAUUUUGAACUCCACCACCCCACUAAUAAUGUAAUAUAGAACUACACCACCUCACUAAUAAUGUAAUAUAGAACUACACCACCCCACUAAUAAUGUAAUAUAGAACUACACCACCCCACUAAUAAUGUAAUGUAGAACUACACCACCCCACUAAUAAUGCAAUAUUGAACUACACCACCCCACUAAUAAUGUAAUAUUGAACUAUACCACCCCACUAAUAAUGUAAUAUAGAACUACACCACCCCACAAAUAAUGUAAUAUAGAACUACACCACCCUACUAAUAAUGUAAUAUAGAACUACACCACCCUAUUAAUAAUGUAAUAUUGAAAUACACCACCCCACUAAUAAUUUAAUAUAGAACUUACCACCCCACUAAUAAUGUAAUAUAGAACUACACCACCCCACUGUCAGAAUGUAAUAUUGAACUACACCACCCCACUGAUAAUGUAAUAUAGAACUACACCACCCCACUGCCAGAAUGUAAUAUUGAACUACACCACCCCACUAAUAAUUUAAUAUAGAACUUCACCACCCCCACUAAUAAUGUAAUAAGAACUACAUCACCCCCACUAAUAAUGUAAUAUAGAACUACACACCCACCCACUAAUAAUGUAAUAUAGAACUACACCACCCCACUUAUAAUGUAAUAUUGAACUACACCACCCCACUAAUAAUGUAAUAUAGAACUACACCACCCCACUUAUAAUGUAAUAUAGAACUACACCACCCCACUUAUAAUGUAAUAUUGAACUACACCACCCCACUAAUAAUGUAAUAUAGAACUACACCACCCUACUAAUAAUGUAAUAUAGAACUACACCACCCCACUAUUAAUGUAAUAUAGAACUCCACCACCCCACUAAUAAUGUAAUAUAGAACUCCACCACCCCACUAAUAAUGUAAUAUUGAACUCCAUCACCCCACUAAUAAUGUAAUAUAGAACUACACCACCCCACUAAUAAUGUAAUAUAGAACUACACCACCCCACUUAUAAUGUAAUAUUGAACUACACCACCCCACUAAUAAUGUAAUAUAGAAUACACAACCCCACUAAUAAUGUAAUAUAAAACUACACCACCCCACUAAUAAUGUAAUAUAGAACUACACCACCCCACUAAUAAUGUAAUAUAGAACUCCACCACCCCACUAAUAAUGUAAUACAUACAGUGCAUUCAGAAAGUAUUCAGACCUCUUCCCUUUUUCCACAGUUUGUUAUGUUACUCCUUUUUCUAAAAUGGAUUAAAUACAUUUUUCUCCUCAUUAAUCUACAAACGAUACCCCAUAAAGACAAUGUGAAAACAGAUUUUUAUAAAUUUUAGCACAUUUAUAAAAAAAAGUAUUCAGACCCUUUAUUAUGAGACUCGAAAUUGUGCUCAGGUACAUCCUGCUCCCAUUGAUUCCCUUCCUUGAGAAUGUUCCACAACUUGAUUGGAGUCCACCUAUGGUAAAUUCAAUUGAUUGGACAUGAUUUGGAAAGGCACACAUGACUAUAUAAGGUCCCACAGUUGACAUUGUUUGUCAGAGCAAAAACCAAGCCAGAAGGUUGACGGAAUUGUCCGUAGAGCUCCGAGACAGGAUUGUGUCGAGGCACAGAUCUGGGGAAGGGUACCAAAAAAUGUCUGCAGGAUUGAAGGUCCCCAAGAACACAAUGGCCUCCAUCAUUCUUAAAUGGAAGAAGUUUGGAACCACCAAUAAUCUUCCUAGAGCUGGCCGCCCGGUCAAACUGAACAAUCGGGGGAGAAGGGUCUUGGUCACGGAGGUGGCCAAAAACACUAUUCUCACUCUGACAGAGCUCCAGAGUUCCUCUGUGGAGAUGGGAUAACCUUCCAGAUGGACAACUAUAUCUGCAGCUCUCCACCAAUCAGGCCUUUACGGUAGAGUGGCCAGAGAAGCAACUCCUCAGUAAAUGGCACAUGACAGCCCGCAUCGAGUUUGCAAAAGGCACCAAAAGACUCUCAGACCAUGAGAAAAAAUAUGAUCUGAUUUGAUGAAACCAAGAUUGAACUCUUUGGACUGAAUGCCAAGCGUCAUGUCUGGAGGAAACCUGGGACCAUCCCCUACUGUGAAGCAUGGUGGUGGCAGCAUCAUGCUGUGGGGAUGUUUUUCAGCGGCAGGGACUGGGAGACUAGAUAGGAUCGAGGGAAAGAUGAAUGUAGCAAAGCACAGAGAGGUCCUUGAUGACAACCUGACAGAGCUUGAGAGGAUUUCCAGAGAAGAAUGGGAAAAACUCCCCAAAUACAGGUGUGCCAAGCUUGUAGCGUCAUACCCAAGAAGACUUGAGGCUGUAGUCGCUGCCAAAGGUGCUUCAACAAAGUGCUGUGUAAUGGGUCUGAAUGCUUAUGUAUUAAAAUUUCUAUUUUAAUUUUUAAUAGAUUUGCAAACAUUCCUAAAAACCUGUUUUUGUCAUUAUGGGGUAUGGUGUGUAAAAAACAAUUUAAUCAUUUUUAGAAUAAGGCUGUAACGUAACAAAAUGUGGAAAAAGUCAAGGGGUCUAAAUACUUUCCGAAGGCACUGUAUAUAUACUACCAGUCAAAAGUUUGGACACACCUACUCAUUCAAGGGUUUUUCUUUAUUUUUUUAUAUUUUCUGUAUUGUAAAAUAAUAGUGAAGACAUCAAAACUAUGAAAUAACACAUAUGGAAUCAUGUAGUAACCAAAAACGUGUUAAACAAAUCAAAAUAUAUUUUUAUUUAAGUGUCACAUGAUCUGUCACAUGAUCUCAGUUAAUAAACACUUGUGUUCUCGGGGUGAUGAGAGGUGUUGGGUUUGCACCGGACAUAGUGUUUUCCUUGAUGGCCAAAAAGCUUCAUUUUAGUCUCAUCUGACCAGAUUACCUUCUUCCAUAUGAUUACCUUCUUCCAGAUUACCUUCUUCCAUCCCUAGGUGGGACGGAGGUUCACCUUCCAACAGGACAAUGACCCUAAGCAUACUGCUACAGUAACACUCGUGUGGUUUAAGGGGAAACAUUUAAAUGUCUUGGAAUGGCCUAGUCAAAGCCCAGACCUCAAUCCAAUUGAGAAUCUGUGGUUUGACUUAAAGAUUGCUGUACACCAGCAGAACCCAUCCAACUUGAAGGAGCUGGAGCAGUUUUGCCUUGAAGAUUGGGCAGAAAUCCCAGUGGCUAGAUAUGCCAAGCUUAUAGAGACAUACCCCAAGAGACUUGCAGCUGUAAUUGCUGCAAAAGGUGGCUCUACAAAGUAUUGACUUUGGGUGGUGAUUAGUUAUGCACGCUCAAGUUUUCUGAUUUUUGUCUUAUUUCUUGUUUGUUUUUACAAUAAAAAAUAUUUUGCAUCUUCAAAGUGGUAGGCAUGUUGUGUAAAUCAAAUGAUACAAACCCCCCAAAAAUCCAUUUUAAUUCCAGGUUGUAAGAUAAAAAAAUAGGAAAAAUGGCAAGGCGGGUGAAAACUGUAUAUACACCACCGUUCAAAAGUUUGUGGUCACUUAGAAAUGUCCUUGUUUACGAAAGAAAAGCAUUUUUUUUCUCCAUUAAAAUAACAUCAGAUUUAUCAGAAAUAUAGUGUAGACACUGUUAAUGUUGUAAAUGGCUAUUGUAGCUGGAAGCGGCUGAUUUUUAAUGGAAUAUCUACAUAGGCGCACAGAGGCCCAUUAUCAGCAACCAUCAGUCCUGUGUUCCAAUGACACGUUUUGUUUGCUAAUCCAAGUUUGUCAUUUUAAAAGGCUAAUUGAUCAUUAGAAAACCCUUUUGCAAUUAUGUUAGCACAGCUGAAAACUGUUGUGCUGAUUAAAGAAGCAAUAUAACUGGCCUUCUUGAGAAUAGUUGAGUAUCUGGAGCAUUAGCAAUUGUGUGUUCGAUUACAGGAUAAAAAUGGCCAGAAACAAAUAACUUUCUUCUGAAACUCGUCAGUCUAUUCUUGUUCUGAGAAAUGAAGGCUAUUCCAUGUGAGAAAUUGCCAAGAAACUGAAGAUCUCGUACAACACUGUGUACUACUCCCUUCACAGAACAGCGCAAACUGGCUCUAACCAGAAUAGAAAGAGGAGUGGGAGGCCCCGGUGCACAACUGAGCAAGAGGACAAAUACAUUAGAGUGUCUAAUUUGAAAAACAGGCGCCUCACAGGUCCUCAACUGGCAGCUUCAUUAAAUAGUACCCGCAAAACACCUCUCAACGUCAACAGUGAAGAGGCGACUUCGGGAUGCUGACCUUCUAGGCAGAAUUGCAAAGAAAAAGUCAUAUCUCAGACUGCCCAUCUUAAUCUUUUCUUUUUAUUGGCCAGUCUGACAUAUGCCUUUUUCUUUGCAACUCUGCCUAGAAGGUCAGCAUCCCGUAGUCGCCUCUUCAUUGGUGUUUUGCGGGUACUAUUUAAUGAAGCUGCCAGUUGAGGAUCUGUGAGGCGCCUGUUUCUCAAAUUGAAAACAAGAACAUUUCUAAGUUACCACAAACUUUUGAACAGUGGUGUAUAUAAUCCAAUAUUAGCUUGUAAUAACUUCAUAGCCCAAAGCACACUAGUGAAAUCAAGCCUGUAUAGAUGCACGAUGCAUUAAGAAUGCUUUUUAAAUCAAGCUGAACAAAACAAAUAAUAACGCAAAAUUCACGAUAUUGAUCAUGUUAUUCUAAGAAAAGUAAAUUAUUAACUGUCGACUUUGGGGAAGAGGAAAAUGAAUAUUGUUUUCUCAAGACUAUAUAAUUUAAGAUGUAAAUAAGCUGCUGGAUCAGGGGAUUUGUUAAUAAAAGAAAAAUAAGAUUGCUUGUUGUCAGCAUGUUGUGGCUUCCCAUUUAGCUUUCCCCUUUAAUCAACCGCAGUGAUGAGCAAAAAUAAUUCUCUCUGGAUUACAAUACUUCUAUAACUGACUAUCUUUCUCUUUAGGUAAUGACUAACCGUGUGGACAUAGUUCUCUGUGUUCUAUGGCUUUUUUUAACUCUUGCUUAUUCUUUUUCAUAACUGUUGCUAAUAACUGCUUAUUUAAAAAAAACACAACAAAUUACUGAGCUUUUCAAAAAAAAAAUACUACAGUUAUGCAUGUUUGCGUGUUUCAAAACCAUAAUUGUCUAACAUGACUAAAAACUGAAGAACCAAGUAGCUCUAGUUUUUACUGUAUUUAGACUUGUGAAGACAUCCCAUCCUCCCUCCAACACCUUUCUCAAGGAUGAUCUAUUAUUUUCUCUAUUGCCAGGUCAACUUUCAAAGAGUUUUCUGAUAACUACGGCCGCGACCUGCGCUUCAAGCAAGUGCUGAAGAAGAAAGACCAAGAGCACUUCUUCAACCAAUUCAUCAUCGUGCUGAAGAAGAGAGACAAAGAGAACCGCAUGAGGCUGAGGAAGAUGAGAUGAGGAAGUGUGAGGCUGAGGAAGAUGAGAUGAGGAGGUAUGAGACUGAGGGAGAUGAGAUGAGGAGGUAUGAGGCUGAGGGAGAUGAGAUGAGGAAGUGUGAGGCUGAGGGAGAUGAGAUGAGGAAGUGUGAGGCUGAGGAAGAUGAGAUGAGGAAGUAUGAGGAGGCACCAGGCUGUGAAAUAGGCCUCCCAGAAUACAGAAUACUGUGAAUGGAUUGAGCUGUCGGAGAAAUUAGACUGUAGGAACAGCUAGCAGGACCACUGUGGAAUCAGUCUAAAAGGGGAGAAAGCAGCAGACAGUCCUUUGCCUUGCAAACGCUUCUCCAGAUUUAGAGUCAGCUGGGUCAGAGCUGGCUUGGCUCCACAUGCUGAGCAGGUAAUCCAGCUAACUCUCAGAGAUUGAAUACUGUUUCAUAUUGAAGCUACUGUAUAAUUUGAAAUUCAACGUUUCACAUGUUUUGAGUCACAGGUGACAAACAUGAAUUGAGCAUUAUUUCUGCAUUUAUUUUUGGGGUUAUCACAUGACCUGUGUGUAAAUAUGAAUGUGUGGUGUACACAAUCACACACCCCAUGCACAAUAAAAAAGGACAUCAUGUACAUAUACAGAACACAAUCCUGCAAGAGCAAUUGGUAUUUUUAACAAUUUCAAACAAGAUUCUCCACAGCAUCUGUGAGAAUCAAUGGAUGGUUAUUGUGUAUUGGUGGAUUUUGUAAAUGUCUAAAAAGGUACAUUGUGAUUAUGAUGUGGAAGGAGAAGUUAAGGUUGCUUAUUUGUCAUUUCAACAGGCAUUCUUGUGAAAGUCAUUAUGUAGUGCAUUCUCUGUAACAGGUGAGGACAUUGUGUGAAGAUUAUAAUAGGACUGUUGUUUGUUUCUGGACAUCGGAUUUGCAGAUAAUAUAGUUUACUGUACAAAACAGUGUCUUAAAUGUGUUAUGUUCUGUCAUGUAUUUUUCAAUUAAACAUGCAAUGUUUGUG
Molecule: messenger RNA, 48861 nt
Organism: Coregonus sp. 'balchen'
Lineage: Eukaryota; Metazoa; Chordata; Actinopteri; Salmoniformes; Salmonidae
Source: the annotation of a GenBank genome assembly